This is a messenger RNA of Podarcis lilfordi (Lilford's wall lizard), 86353 nucleotides long. The record is from the annotation of a GenBank genome assembly. NCBI's taxonomy places the organism in Eukaryota, Metazoa, Chordata, Lepidosauria, Squamata, Lacertidae.
GGCUUGGCUGGAAGAGACGGCGGGAGAGCAGCAGAGCGCGCGCCGGGGAAGGAGGAGCCGGGCCGGGCGGAGCUGCCGCGCUGCAGUACACGAGGAGCCGGAACACGCACCGCUUCCUCCUCCUUCCCAGCUCCCACCGGCGGAUCCUCUGCCCCGCCGCAGCCGCCCGGCCUGCCCGCCGGCUUCCCCACGCCAGAGGUUCCUCCUCGCCCUCCGGCUGCGGCUGAGCUCCCUCUCGCGCUCCCGGCUGCCUCCUGGUCCGGGUCCCUGCUUGCAGCUGCCGCCGCCGCCGCCCUCUUCCUUCUCCUGCCUCUCGCCUGGGCAUCUGGUCCCGUUUUCCCCUCGGGCGGGGGGCUCUUGCUGUCGGCCGCUGCCUGCUCCUUCCUCGCUUCCCGGAGCCGCCCUCUCAGACCUUGCCUCUCUUUUCUAGAGGGCACCCCAGGCGCAGGAGCAAGAUUUUUGGGACUCUUCCCCCGCCCCGAAAAGCCGCAGGCUCUUUCUCUCUCCCACCCCACCCUCGUCCAUCCCUAACAGGAGAAGAACGCAGCCGAAAGAAAGCGCCCCCUGACCUUAUAUUAUGAGAGCUUUAUCACACCAGUCUCCGUUUAGGUUUUCCGUCUGGACACGGGAUCCUUCGGUGGCCUCGUUUUAUUUCUCGGGCUCCCUCUUCCUCCUCCAAUGAAGCAUCUCCCUGGAAGCUGUGUCCUCUGACAUUUCCCCCCUUCCUUCAAAGAAGCCACGGCGGCCGCCUGCUAAGGCCAGCAGCUCCUCCUGGGUGCGUUUCAUUUUAUCUUUUUCGUUUGGAGUGGGAGAGAUCCGGAGGCCCAAUGGGGGCGAGGUUCCUGGGGGCUCCUUGCUCUUGCCGGGCUUUGCCCUUCCUGUUCUGCGCAGCGGCCCUCCUGGGGCUGCUGCCGGGCAGCACCGGCAGCGUGAACCCCGGGGUCACUCAGCAAGUUUACUCCCCGGAGCUGAAAGCGGCGGUCGAGAGCAUCACCACCGCUCCGCCGGUGCCCCUAGACAGCCAUCCUGAGUCCAAGCACCCCAAGAACACUUCGGCUCCCGGAAAACACACGCACCAGAAGGCGUUUCCUGUCCUGGGCAUCGACUACAAGCAUGUAAGGAUCCCCUUCGAGAUUGCGCUAUGGAUCCUGCUCGCCUGCCUCAUGAAACUGGGUAUGUAAUGUGUCUUGUUGGUUGGUGUGUGUUUGUGUAUGAUGAUGGGUCUGCAUUUUGUAAUUUUUGCAGAACCAGUACUGCCAGGUGCAGUGGUGGACCUACAUUUUGGAGGCCUUGAAGCUUCAACUGUUAUGAGGCCCCCAGCGACAGGGUCUGGGCAACCACUGUUUACUUUCUUUAGUGUGGUUGUUUACAACAUCUGUUCUGCUGACUCUCAAACUUUGGGAUUGUUGAAAUAUAUACAACAACAAAUUAAUCAAUUCGAGUCAUGCUUUUAAAGCAGUGUGGACUAAAGCUGUUUCUGGGAUCCCUGUGGGAAUCGGGGGCCCUGGAGCUUAAGCUUCAUUAGUUUCAUAGUAGAUCUGCCCCUGGCCAGGUGAUUUUAGAUUUUCAAUUUAAGAUCUUACUGGGUGGGUGGGUGUGGACUUCUCUUCCUAGGUGGUAAUGUGUCUUGCUUCAUUCACUGCAGAAGGUCAGUCUCGCUGGGCUUGGGGACCCACCUGCUCAUUCUUCUGAGUGGGACCCAUGACUUCUUCCCCCAAGGCUUGCCCUGAUGGGUACCACUGAUCUGAAGCAUUGCAGGGCUGCAUUUCCCUGAAAUUGCUACUCCCUUCAUACUGUUGAGGCCGUCCUGAGACACUUAUGUGACUUAACCAGAGGCCUGGCAGAAUGCUUAGUUUGUGGAGUGGUGUACUUCUCUUAUGAUGCUCUUUGUGUACAUGACACAUGAUCACAUGUGGUGCUUGCUUAGGUGCAAAGCGUCUGAUACUCUGCAGGGUCACGUCUGCAUACUAAACAAGGGAAGUUCCCAUGUUCUCCUUCAGGAUAGAACUCCCUUGUGGUAUGUGCUAUGUAUUAUCUGGCCCAUUGUGAUCACAUGCAAUAUAAGCAGUGUUAGAAACUCAGAUAUAUAAGCUGGGCGCCAAAUGGCUCCUUAAACCGGGGUUACAAUUGCCAAAACGGAAUGUCUUGUUGCCAUUUUGGGGCCAGACAGCUCGAAUGUCAUAUUUUUCAAUUUGACGUUUUGGUUCCUGAAAUUUGUUCUGACUGUGCAGAUAAAAUAUCACAGAAUUCUACAGGAUGUGUUUUUAAAUUCACCUCCAGAUGGUGGAGAUGUCAGGUGCCUGGGCAUAUUCACUUAGUCUCUAGUGCAAAAUGUACCUGGUACCUGGCAAAUUUCAAAUGCUGAUUAAAAAUGAACAGGUUCCUUGGUCCUGGGUUUUCAGGGAAAAGCCAUUCCAAAGGGUUUGAAUGGUUAACUUUACUGUGGAAGGUCUGUAGCUCAGUGUUGGAACCUUCUGCAUUCAAAGCUCUAAGAGAUCCCUGGCAUCUCCAGGUAGGGUUGGGCAGAACUCCCUGUCUGAAACACUGUGGAGCUGCUGCUGGUCAGUGUAGAUGUUUUUCGGCUAGAUGGACCAAUGAUCUUAUUUCGCAUAAGGUAGCUUUCUUGUAUUCCUAUGUUGCAUUGAAGACAGUAACAAUGAUUGUGUUCAUGGUAGAUCCAAGUCCUUGAAGACAAUCUGUGGACAAAGGUGAAGUUGCUCAAAUAUUGGAAGUGGGUUUGUAGGCCAUCUGGUCCACCCCCUCUGCUUAAUGCUCGAUAGUGCUCUUGGAAACUCCAGGCGAAAGAGAUCAUACACAAAGACAGCUUUCUGUUACGCCUGCCUCCUUUUUUCUUCUGAAGCCAAGGCUGACCUUCCUAGAUUCACGGACUAACUUAGCAAGUAGUAUCCUAAGUGGAUGCAGCAAAGGAUUUUUUCCACAAUUGUGCAGCCCUGCUCCCAUUUAUAGAAGCAGUAGGGAGUAUUUUUCUGCCUGAGGGCUACAUUCUCUUCUGGGCAACUUUCUGGGGGCCUCAUGCCAGUGACCAUAAGGGCCAAACAGAGAGGUCUGGAUCUUUGCAUUUUGCCCCCUGGCCCAAGCCUCCCCAUCCCGCAUGUGUGGCCCAAUUUACAUGUAACACUUUGCUGCAGUUAAUAGCUUUUCAGGGUCGAGAGGUUUGCUAGUGCACGCUGCCUGAUCGCUCCUGCUUAGCUCGUUCCCUGGCAUAAGCAGCAAGCCUCAAAGCCUCGUCUCAUUAUAUGCAAACCAGGAUCACGGUUUGUGUCUCCUGGCUGAACCGAUCAGCAGGCCAAGGACAAAUUAUUGUGGUUUGUUCCCAGGUUCAGACCUAAUGAGAAGCUAACACUUCAUGGCUUGUUGCUCAUGCUCACGCCUUGGGAGGAGUGAAGUGGGAGUGAUCAUGCUGCUUGAUCCUAAUAAGCCAUUAACUAUGACUUAUCUCUGCAUGUGAAAGAGGCCUGUAUCACAGGCUCUAAAGCUGCCUUCUGAAUAGAGGUCACACCGGCUCUCCUCCAAGCUGGGAUGACUUCUAUGCUCCAUCCCAGACUGUAGCAGAGAUUACCUCUGUUUCACUGAGGAAGUGAUAGGAAAAGGGAUGGAGAGAGAUGUGCUUGCUUUCAUGAUCUGUUCCUUUGUGCUAUUACCUGCCCCUUGUUAAUGUUAAAAACUUGCAUGAAGAACUAGGGUCAUGGAGUUGCAUGUUUGCCUCUUGGGAAAUUGGGUACCAGUGGCAGGACUGGCUGUCUUAACAUAGCCUGGGAUCUCAUACAUCCGAAUGCCUUGAUUUAGGUUAGGCUGUUCGAUGAUGUAAGUACUGAAAAGGAGACAGGUGCUUUUGGCUGAGAGGUAUGCAGCGCACAAAGUACCUGCAAGGGAAAAGUUGAGUAGUGAUGAUUGUGUUGCUUCCCCUGACCUAGCACAUGAGAAGAGCCCUGCUGGAUCAGGCCAGAGGCUCAUCUGGUCCAGAUCCUGUUCUCACCCUGACCAGCUAGAUGCAAAGCAGUGCUGAUCAUAACAAGUGCCCUUUCCUUUAUGUAAAGAAGCCAAGCUUUACGCCAGCAGACAAGACAGUGCAAACCCUGCAACAAGAGAAGAGGGAGGACUUGGUCCAGACACUCUUAGGCCCCAGAGAUGUGGCAAGGAUCAAACCAACUUAGGAGAAGGGCUGCAAGGUUCCUUAAAUGCAGCUCAGGGACAAGGCCUGAGUUCCAGGAUCAGGACCUGCAAAUGGAGACUGCAUAGGGAAGCUGUCUACAAUUGGCUUUGCCUACCCAUCAGUUUUAAACAGAAGCAGGGUAAGUCCAGCUAACUUGUGCACAUUGCCUGCCCCACUGUGAACUCCUGGCCUGACGUGGGGAGCUCCUGUCUCUUGGAAGGACCUGGGUCUGCUCCUGUCCCUUCCUCUUUCCUCCUCCCCUGAGAGCUCAAUCUGUGAUGUGCAGCUCUCCCCCCACUCAUCUGGUGGAGAAGUGUCCUCUCCGGCAUUGGAUGGCCCUGUCUUCUCAUCUUGAGCCAAGGAAGGAGGAGCCCUGUGUGGCUUUCAGAGGGAGAGUCUCAAAGUUGGGGGCUUCAGCAGGAGGGCUCUGAUCCAUAGCCUCUUCUUCCUUCCUCCUCCUGCCCCUCCCCUGUACGGGCCAGGACAUCUCCCUACUUGUGCUCCCCAACAAGUAGGUGGCUUCCUUUGGUAUGCUGUUUCCUGCACAUGACUUAUGGAACAUUUCCCCUGCAGUUGUUUCAUUAAUGCAUGUUGUCAAGCGUCUCACUGACUUGGCAGAUAAUGCACAAGGAAACGGAGAUGGGGGGGUGUAUAUGCAGAAGCUUGUGGAGGACGGAAGGACGAGGUGGGAAUGCUGGUCAAACAAGUACCCAUGUGCAAGCCUAUGUGGAUGUGGCCGGCUACUUCCUGUGUUUUGUGGAUGGUGUAAUACUCAAGUUCUAAAUGACUGGACUUUAUGUGUACAGGAAGCAAAGACAGUGCAAGGAGAAAGCUGCCAGAAAGUCUGAAUCUGCAUAAAGAUACAUAUGCUAGAUGAGGAACGAGGAACCUGCUGACCUCCAGAUGUUGCUGGACUUCAAUUCCCAUCAGCCUCAGACAGCAUGCUCCAGGAUGAUGGGAGUUUUUGUCUUGCAACAUCUGGAAACCAUCAGGUUUCCCAUCUUUGCUGUUUAAGAAUUGUUUGUUACUUUUGAACUAUUUGCUACACUUUCAUACACUAUUUUAAUGGAAAUAGGUUCUAUUUAAGAAUCUGUCUUCACUCUUCAGUCAUAAAAUUAUUAUUAUUAUUAUAUUUUAAAUUUCUAUACCACUCUUCAUCCGAGGAUCACAGGACGGUUUAGAAUAUAUAAACACAAAAAUACAUAACAUAGUAACAAACAAAACAAUUUCCCCUUACACAUUUUAAAAGGCCAUAGAUUGUUUAAUUAGUCAAAGGUCUGGGAGAAGAAGGAUGUUUCUUCCUGGUGCUUAAACGCAAGUAUUCCAUAGAAAUUCAUAUUAAAUUGGAAUGCCACAAAUGUGAAAAAUGUGUCAGCAGAAGUUACAUCAUUGGGUGGAAAUCCCAGCCUCAUUUCCUAGAAGUCUUGAACGCUCCCUUCUCACUGCAAUAUGAUAUGUUGUUAUGCAGCUUAGAGUCCUGUAAUAUAAUGAAUGCACAAAUCUCAAGGCAUAAGAGAGGGCAGAUGUUUUUGGACUCCAACUCCCAACCGCUUUAGCCAGGGUGGCCAGUGGUUGGGGGUCAUGGGAGUUGUAGUUCAGAAGCAUCUGGGGGGCCACAGGCUCCUUUAAAUAGCUCGGGAUCACAGUACCUCAAGGACUAGCUCUUCUUUUUAUGAACUGAUCUGGACCUUGCAAUUGUUACCUGAGGCCCUUCUUCGUGUGCCUCCUCUGCGAGAGGUCCGGAGGGUGGCAACAUGAGAACGGGCCUUUUCCGUGGUGGCUCCCAGUUUGUGAAAAGCUGUCCCAAGGGAAGCUCACCUGGCACCUUCAUUACAUAUCUUUAGAUGUCAGGCAAAACCUUUUCUUUUUCACCAGACUUUGGGCUGAUUAACAUUCUAUGUUCUUUUAAAUGUGUUUGUGGGAGGGCAGUUAUUGGUUUGUUUUUGUUUUGUAUUUUGUGUUCUCAUCUUGUAUUGUUAUGUUGUGAACUGCCCUGUGACUUUUGGAUGAAGGGCAGCAUACAAAUUUAAUUAAUGAUAAUGUUAAUACUACUGAUAACUGACAGUUUUCAUCUUUAUUUGCAAGCAGUUAAAAGCUAAAAGCGCCCUCCUCUACUAAACAGCUAGCUUUGCAGAAACCCAUCCUGCGUGCAUGUUUCUACAGAGGGAUUACAGAUCAGUAUGACAAAUGAGGAUCCUUACUAAGGGAGACAGCAGAGUAUGCCUUCAGCAGGCCAGUGGCUUCAGGGCCGAUGGGAAUUUAUUUAUUUAUUACACUGAUAUUUUGCCCUUCCUGCCAAAGGAGACCAGGACCACCCAAUAGUUGUAGUGUAGAACAUGUGCAGAGCACUAGGUAGGGCAGGGCUGGCAGAGUACAUCUAGCCAGAAGACCAGUUCCUGCCCUCCCAGCCCCCACAGGACAUCAUCUUUCUUUUGCAAUAGUAUAUUGUCCCCAGAAUGUGUGUUUUUUUUCUUCAUCCAGAGGCUUUUCCAUGACUUUGGAAGCAUCACCUCUGACUUCAUGCAACCUUCUCUAAUUCAUAGAGUUGUUUUGAUUCACGGUAUCUCAUCCAUUGCCUUCCCUACCCUCUUUUCCUUACAUGCAUGUUUCAGACAGUGAACCUUCAGGCAAGUCUCUGUUCCUUUCUGUUACUCUAUGUUUCAUAUCAGCCUUCCCCAAGCUGGUGCCCUCCAGGUGCUGUUGGACUCUCUCAACUCACAUCGGGCCCCAGCCAGCUCGGUCAGUAGUCAGGGCUGAUGAGAAUUGUACUCCUUAACAUUUUCUAGAGGGCACCAGGUUGGGGAAGGCUGUUUUAUACUGUAGGUGCUGAAAAAGAAUAAAACAGCUGCCUUAAAUUUUACAAAAAGUGCUUAAAGGGCCAUACUUACUCAUUUCAUUUAUAUCUGGCUGUUCCUCUAAGGAGAUCAAUGCUAUGUACAUGGGUCUUUCUCCCCUUUCCAUUUCAUCCCCACAGCAACCCUGAGAGGUAGGUCAGUCUCCCUCAAGAAACUUCGUUCAGUGAGAGCUCCAUGACUGACCAGGGGUCUGAACUUGGUUCUCUCCAAUUAGCCUGACAUGCUUUCCACUGUACCAUAGUGGCUCUACGUGGCAGGUGCAGAACGUGGUCAGAAAUGUCUUAUAAUACGUUGCCUUUGUUCAUAUUGAUGCAACUUAAGAUACUUUAGGAGGGCACAUCUGUACCUGACACCAGGCCUCUUUCCUUGGGGGAGUCCCUGAGCUGUUGAAGCCUCCCCUAGAGCAAGGAUGGGGAAUCUGUGGCCUUCUUAAUUUUGGUUGAAAAAGUGCAAAGUUUGAAUUCUCCCAUCAGUGUAUUAGUCUGGGUGGUUGGUGCAUUUUAAAAUAUGGACUGGACCAAGUUCUUCUCCUUCCCUAAUGCAGACACCUCUCUAAUAGUUGCUUCUGUUCCAGCCAGUUUCCAGACAUCUAAUGUAAGGUCAGACCAACAUGGGCAGGAUAAUUACCCGGGAGUGUUUUGCAACCUUAGCCCAUAACUCUGAAUUGCAAUGUUGAGCCUAACAAUUUAGUUCUGAAAUCUGUGUGUCUCCCAGAUAAGUGUGGCUUGCUUAAAUUGGUUGCUGGACUGAUGCGCCUCCACUUUUAAUGAUGUGGGAGAAGAAAGGGGGCUUGAGCUACAUUUUCCAGCACAUCCACCUCUUUGUCUGAUGAUCUGGGUGUUUAAUUGGCACCACUCCUACAUCUCAUUGUAGUACCGAGACAGACAAUUGCAGAUGAGAUGGAAAUAACAGGAUACUUGUCUGCCUCUGUGGUUCUGUCUUGUGCUGCUUGCCAUGCACUUUUAUCUGAUUGUCUGCACCACCUGUUGCUCUUAUAGGGGGCUCGUGUGUUAAUGUCCCAAGCAAACUUGUUUGCUUACAUGAUGGGGCAUUGGUAAGGCAAGAAUUAUGCUCACUAAGCUUUCUUCUUUUUAAAAGCAUGCUGCUAUCCCAAAUCCUGAGGGUGUGUAAUGAUGCUUAAAAUGAAAACCUGACGGUAUGUGGGCAUGCUUUAGAAAGGAUGGUGGGGGUAGCCAACACACUGUCCCUGGAUGUUAUUGGGCUACAACCCCCAUCAGCCUCAGCCACCCUAAACAAAAUGCUCAGGGCUGUUGGGAGUUGUAGGCUGCCCCUGAAGUAUUACAGCACUCUGUGUCCAAACUAGAUGUGUUGUUCCAAAAUGCAUUCAUUCCAAUUGCUUUGCUCUGUAGUGACCUAAAUGGUCUUCCAGGCUGCAGCCUCCUGCCAAAAGUGUUAUAAUAAAGGGGUACAGUCUGUUCUGCAUGAGGACUUUUUUUUGUUACCCUUCGUUCCUAUUUAACACUCUGAUUAUGUAUUAUCCCCAGGUGAAAAAUGGAUGUAUCGUUAAAUCAUGGAAAAGUUUGUACCUCUUUAUUGGGGGAAAGUAAUACACCGUCCCUGUUUCCAGCCAUCGCUUGGCCCCUAAUUAAUUUAUUUGGCUGACUGUCCCCUCUUUAACACUAAAAUUGCACCUGUGUUGCCAUUAAUGUAGAGAACUAUUAACUAUAUGUUCUAAAACCAGUUACCUAGUGAUCCUGGAACCUGGCUACAUCCUGAUCCAGACUAAAACUCCUCCCCUCUUCUUUUCAGUCUGCUCUCUGGCAACAUUUGUGCAAAUUCUGCAUUAUCUGAAUAUGGAGAAGUCUUUUUUAUUUCAAACAUAAAAAAUUGAAUGGAAAACCCCAUUAGAAAUACAUGCUAAAUACAUGCCAAUUUGGUGCCUGCAGAUGUUGGUGCAACAGGGUCAAAGGGGCACAGCCCCACCAAGCUCCUUGGGGCGCAGCCCCACCUUCCUGCCAUCUUACUUAAAACCAGUUAGCUUCCUCUUCCUUAGCCUCAGUGUUGCCCUUGUAGAACUCUGCAGGGAAGAGGAUCAGAACAAAAUUAUAAUUGGUUCUGAUUCUGUCUGUCAUUGGCUUUGACCCCACCUGCUGUUAGUCUCCCUGCCUUCCAUCCUACCAGCCUCAAUGGGCACCAGCAGCCACUGCCUGGUGCCCUCCCAUAUGUUUUGGACUACAAAUCCCAUCACCCCUAGCACAACCUGUGACAUCUGGCACACUACAAGUUCUUCAUCCCUGGUUGUGGGUUCCAGCUAAAAUUGUGGUUGAUCUUUAGUGAGCUAGGCCAAGCAUCCUUCUCCUGGAGACAGAUUUAAUUAUCACCGGGUUCUGGAUCUGUGAUGACAGUCGCAAGGCGCAAGCCAUCUGUUCCUUGACAUUUUGUCAAGAGUCCAAGUAUCAGGCGCAAAGGAACUUGGGUGAUGAAUGUUCAUGACUGGUGUUGGACCUUCUGUCAAGCGUCUUUAUAUUCUUCUGGCUGAGUGGGAUACCCCCACCAUCACCUUGUCAAAAUAUUUUGUUCCCUUUUAGUUGUGCUUUGCCUGUUCCCUAUGUAAACCCUGGAUCGUGCCCCAGAGAUCUUUAGCAUUGCAGAAGGAUUCCUGAGGAAAAAAUCCAGUGUGGAAAUAAUUCUUUGGAGAUGGCAAGCUGGAGAAGCGUGACUUUUUAAGGCUGGGGUAGCAACCCAUUUCCAACCUGAGGGCCGCUUUUUCUUCUAGGGGCUACAUGCCAGUGCUGUGGGUGCAGCAAUAAGUCAAAGGGGGCAGAGCAAUGAAUGUAAAUGUAUGGAGAAUGUAGUUUGUUGAUGGUGCUGAGUACUUUCCCCCUCACAGACCUGCAGUUCCCAGAGCAGUUUAGCAGUCAAUCCACCUUCGCAGGGAACUCUGGAAAUUGUAGAUCUGUGAAACAAACAGCUGUCUCCAAACAGCUCUCAGCACCCUUAACAGACUACAAUUCCCGUAAUUCUUUGCAGGGGGAAGCCAUGACUGUUUAAAGUGGUAUGACACUGCUCUAAAGAUAUACUGGAGGUGGAGGCCUUGGCCUCGCACUCCCAUCCCCAAGCUUUGAAGUGAAGCUAGACUUUGGCUGCCAGGAUCCUUCAAACCCAAAUUCCUAGUCAAUAGACUUUUUAAAAGGAAAUAAAGGCCCUGUCUACUAACAAAGAAGGAUACUUUAUACUUUUAGGCACUUAAGACCUGGCUUGUCUCGAAGGCCUUUGUCUGAGUGCGUUCCCCCCGCCCACCGUGCAUGUGUGUGUUGUGUUUAUGCGCAAUCUAUUAAAUGGCUGCUUUUGGUAUUUACCUGAGUUUCAUGGCUUGCUCUGCCGUGACUGCACCUUAGGGGCAUGGCCAUGCUGGCUGGGGCUGAUGGGAGUUGUAGUCCAAAACUUCUGGAAGGCCGCUGGCCGGCGAAGGCUGGCAUAGAUGCCCUUAACAUUUUAUUACUGUAAGCUGUGAGGUGUCUUUUAACAUAAUGCAGCCUCUGGGUACACUUUCUUCCACUCCUGACUUUCUCUUCCUCCACCCCCCUCUGCUAAGCUGUGUGUGAUGUAAGAUCAGCAGCUGAUGCAGCUCUUCUUCUUAGCUGGGACUGCUGUAAUGACUGAGUCAUUGCAGAAGGUGCCCCCCCCCCCCCCGCCGCCGGUUUUCUGUUUGCAACCCUUGGGUUUUGCAAUCUGUCUAGGUCAGGACUGGCUGAUUGGGUUGGUGUGCAGCCACCGGCUUCAUUGACCUGGCUCUUAAUUGCCACCUAACUCCAACCAGUGCUUUGGGGACAGGACGGGGGGAGAACGUACCUCUAUAAUUUAGGCAAGCAAGGUUGGCUGCCAAACGAUCUUGGCUUUAAGCCUUUUCGUAUUAAUUAUGAUGAUUGAAAAAGUGAACUGCUUGCAGAUUGUGUGCACUUGGACAGACUGUCUGACCGCUGUGUGAUGGGUUGAGCCAUGUGCUAUCAAGGAGCUUAUUAGAUAUACCUCACCCGCGACAAGCCUCACAUGGGUCCGUUUACACAAUGUGCUAUUUUUGUAAUGUGGGAUGGUUGCGUUGCAGAAAUGUCAUCUGCUCUCUUGGGCAGCUUCCUGCAAUGACAUCCUGGCUUUUCUACUGCAACGUUUGCUCUCUUGAGAUACACGCUCAACACAAUUGAACCCCAGAGUAACGUUCACCCUGGAAGUAAACCUUCAUCUUUUAACUCCCCAAAUACUCUUGGUCAUCUUACCUUUCUUAACCAAUGAACACCGCUGAUUUUUGUUUCCAGCCCUCUUAGUGUUCUUUGCUGCUGCUUCUCCUGAAUUUUCUUAACAACCAUAGCUCAGUAUAACAGAUAUUUCCACUAGGCAUGUAAAUUACCCCUCGCCUCUGGGGAGCUAGAAUUUCCUUCCAAGUGACCAAGGAGGGGGAGUUCCUAUAAUCUGGAAGAGUAGUUCAGCUUUUCAUUGCUUCCUCCCUCCCACUUUCAGACCUCAGGUGUAUAAAAAAUGGGUAGCGUAGGUGUGUGUUGGGAGGCAGGAUAGUGUAAAUGCAUGUGGGCUAGUAACACUUUUGUGUGUGGGAACUAAUAUGCAAAGGUAACCAGAUAAUGUCCUCCGCGGAUUGGAUCCAGUGGGUGCUCUGCUGCACAUGGAAUGGCUGUUUUGCACCUCACAGCAGAGCGUUGUGCAAGAAAAUGGAAGUAAAUUCAAAGAUGAGAAUCUGCCGGUACAACCUCUUGCACAGUUAAUGUUGUUAACUGCUAUUUUAUGAUGAUGAAAAUAAUGUAAAAAUCACUCAUAUGCACAACUUCAGGUCCUUCAGUUUUCCAGUUUUACACAAAGGAGAGUAAGCCUGCAACUUGCAUGCAUUUAACUUGUGCACAUUCAGCUUUGCUGAAAUAAAAAAGGGGCCAGAGUUCUUGUGAAAAUGACUUGGGCAAGGUCCACCUGCCAUUGAACCCAAUGUGUUUUGACCGUACAUGUUUCUAGCUUUAGGUGUGAUCCCUGGAACAAAACCGCUGUUUAAGUCAUGGGUUUACUGUACAGUGGUACCUCGGGUUAAGUACUUAAUUUGUUCUGGAGGUCCGUUCUUAACCUGAAACUGUUCUUAACCUGAAGCCCCACUUUAGCUAAAGGGGCCUCCCGCUGCCGCCGCGCCGCCAGAGCACAAUUUCUGUUCUUAUCCUGAAGCAAAGUUCUUAACCUGAAGCACUAUUUCUGGGUUAGUGGAGUCUGUAACCUGAAGCGUAUGUAGCCUGAAGCGUAUGUAACCCGAGGUACCACUGUAUAGCAAAGGCAUAGAGGAGUGGGACAGAGUGCAUUGGGUCACCUCAUAUAAUGGAAGGAUCCCUCCAUUUUUGUAGAUGCUUAAAAAUUGUUGUCAGUGGUUCUCCCCCCAGAGUCACAAGACUUUAAGUCCAAAGCACUGAGAGCUAAAUUUCUUAACAGUUAACCUCAGCAUACAACUGAUACACUCCUUUCCCAGCAAUUUUUAAACUAAAAUUUUCUUAUAUACCCUCUAAAAUCUCUGAAAUGAGGUUUGUUUGUUUGUUUGUUUUUAAUCUUGUGAACUGCCCUGAGAUCUUCGAAUGUAGGACGGAACACAAAUUUAAUAUAAAUAAAUAAAUAAUAAAGAUGUUGGACCCAAAAUAUGUUAGUUGCUCAGGCAAAACUAUGUAUUAAAUGGAGUUCUGUGCAAGUUCCCCCUGACUUAAAGAAAUAAAAAACCAAAAGCAACAACUCAAGACUUCAUUGGAAGCAGAGGAAAGGUGACUGGGGAAGGGAGUUUUAGUUGUGCCCUUGCAGAAUUUUCCUUUCAAAAUUGCCCCGACCUUAAGGUGGCUCCAGGUAUGUCCCUACUCUCAGGAGCAGAGGAAAGGAAUAGCUUUUGGGAGGUGAUUUUGAGAGGAAAAAUGACCAGGUGCUAAGUGCCCCCCUUCAACUCUCUCCCCCUGCUUCUGAUUUUACACCCAUAAGUAACUGCUUUCUGCUUUAAAAACAAAACACUGAACUUCCCAUGAGAUUUUUUUUUAAAAGCAAUAUUUAUCUGCCCAUAACAUGUAGUUUGGCUCUUAAUGCCCAGAUCAAGCAUUUCUGCAUUCCAUAUGAGCGUGAGAUGAAGGCUAACUUUCGGUUUAAGGAUGUACAGCACUGACAAAAUAGUAGGUUGUAUCCAGUGUCGUACUAAGUCCUUUGUUCUGACAGUGCAAGGCUUCAGGCUUUUCCAACAGGACUCCUCCCUCUUUCCCCUGUGCUCUCCCUAAAACUGUUCUGGGGUUCCCCCACCAGCCUUCCAGAGCAGAUGUGGAGAGGCCGUGUGCAAGGAAAGGAGCAGGGAGUUGCCUUGCGCAAUAUAAAUCCUUGCGCUGAUGGAACAUGUUAGUUGGGUGAUGCCCCAGUACUAUCAAAGUAACCAGAGGCACUCUUUCCUUGGCAUACACAUGCAAAAUAAACGAUAGCAUCAGAGUCUUGGGGGCAUGCAGCGAUUCCCACACUGCUCUGGGUGUUGGCGUUGUGUGUAUGAAUAGCAUGACUGCUGGAAUGACUGAUCAUGACGCUCUUUUCCACCAAAUCACCACGCUUCUUUCUGGGUGGUGCUGAUCGGGUUGGCGAACUGCUGGAUCCACGUGCACUUCUCCCAUGUGGUGAACUACUCAAGCCUGUAUGGUGACCAUAACGGUGGCAGGCUUCUCAUUGAAGUACCUUCAGCCCCUGGGCUGACUCCGGCUACCCAGACUGGCCAUCGGCUCCUCUGCAGGAUGGAGAAUAAAGGGGCUUGUGUCUUGUUUGAGCAACAAGGCCUUCCUGGAUCCUUGGUUAAUCUGUGGUCCAGCUCUCUCUGGGGUACCACCAGACAAAAAGCUCUAUCUGCUCCAGCACCUGCUUUCAAACAGGCCGGUCACAUACCCUUGGGGGAACCCACAAACUUGGUGUGAAGGCGAUAACUGUUUCUAGCCAGGACAAGUCCUGUAGAGUUGCAUGCUGGAUAUAUAGCAAUGACUGGCUGUCAAAAAUUUGCUUAAUCCCCUUUCAAAGCCAUCUGAGUAAGGGACCAUCUUGUGGCAGAGAAUUCCGUAAGUUAAUAAUGCUUGAGGCGUGUAGGGCUGGAGCACCAAAUGAAAUUUAUAUUUAUAAUAAAGCUUCCUUUCUUUGUGUGAAAUCACAUGUAUUGAUAGCAUUUCAGUGUCUUAAAAUGCAGGCAUGCUUUUUCGCUCUGGAAUAGAGAGAAGCUCACCCUAAUAAAAUACUGAGUGAGGGAGCCGGAACCCAUUUUUAGAUCCUAAUUACCGUCUCAAGUGUGGUAAUAUCUCAUGGAGUGGCUUAAUAAUAAUACUUUGUGUAUGAGACUUAAGCAGCCUAACUGCACAUGAUUACACCCUUAUGAGAUUUUGAAGGCUCUCAAUAUGCUGUGCUUCAUGAAUACCACGGACUGAUUCUAAGUUGGGUAUGCUUUAAUAAUUAGUAUAACGGCUUGCUCAGAUGUUCCUCUUGAGGUUAGACAGUGCCGGAGUGAGAUAGAGUUUUGCCAUACUGGAGGUUGAUGUCAGUGAUGUCACUUGUUCAAAGGCAUUAUUUUCUUUGCAAGCCAAAAUUAAGUCAGAAAACCAAGAGGAGCUAAUUAAGCUGCUUCAUCCCUGUUUACACUAACCGUGGUUAGCUUUGCUCAGAAUCUUAACAGUCAAACUGAGGGUCAAAAGGUGGUUUGCAAACCUUGCUCUUUUUUGGGGUUGGGCAAACGUUUAAUUAUUAUUGAGCUUUUACAGAUGCACAAAAUACUGCUGUUCAAUAGAUGCUUCAUAAUACGAAUGCACCCUCCUUACUGAAUUAUGAAAAAGACAUACUCGAUCAUCCAGAUUCCCCAUAAAUCAGUAUGAGAGCCAGGCAGGUGUCCCUGUGGGCAAUGCAGACCCUGGCUAGAGUUAACCAUGGUUAAAUUGGUCAGUUGUAGAGAUGUAAAGCCAUAACCGUGGCUGGCUAUGAAAAGGGAAUGGAGUAUGUAAGCCACCCUCUGGUGAAUCUGCCACUCUAACCAUGGUUGGGAGGUCAGGAAUGCUACAUCAAUAUGUUGUUGUUUAGUCGUUUAGUCGUGUCCGACUCUUUGUGACCCCAUGGACCAGAGCACGCCAGGCACUCCUGUCUUCCACUGCCUCCCGCAGUUUGGUCAAACUCAUGCUGGUAGCUUCGAGAACACUGUCCAACCAUCUCGUCCUCUGUCGUCCCCUUCUCCUUGUGCCCUCCAUCUUUCCCAACAUCAGGGUCUUUUCCAGGGAGUCUUCUCUUCCCAUGUGGUAGCCAAAGUAUUGGAGCCUCAGCUUCAGGAUCUGUCCUUCCAGUGAGCACUCAGGGCUGAUUUCCUUAAGAAUGGAUAGGUUUGAUCUUCUUGCAGUCCAUGGGACUGCAAUAUAAUCCCCCACAAAUCAAACUGUGCCUACUUUGAGUCUCCACCUCAAGCCACCCACCCCAAACGUCUCUGUUCCUCCAGCCAUCAGCAAUGCUUGUCUCCUUACCUGGCUGUAUUCCAAAUGAAACAUUAUCAUUCCAGCCCCACCUAGUUAUGUGGGAUGGUUUGAAGGUAGUAGCUACCAACAGUGAUGCUGAGUUUAACAAAAAUAACAACAAGAAAACUUCUCCUUCUAGCUAUUGCACAAGCAUCCUUGAUAGCUUCAGGUGUUCAUUGAUAGCUCAGGUGUUCAUUGGCAGUAACCAGGUUAUAUAACAGACACUCAUGUCUUCACUUGAUUCAGGAGUGUCCCCAUCGCAAUAUAAUAUGAGAAUCCAGCAUCGUCAUAUAUUUUAGAGGCAUCAACAGUUAUUAAAAGAAAGCAAAUUGAAUGUCUCAACGGGAAACCUUAAAUUUAUGGGCUGUGUCAAGACCUUGACACUAAUGAAUGAAGAAUUGGAAAGAACAGAGAACAUUAUGUUGUUCAGUAAAAAACAACAGGUAUUUGAAGAAAUUGAACUGGAGAGAUCAAGAUGGAUUGGCUUGCCCUGGAUCCUGAUUAAUUUUUAGGAAUAUUAUGUGAGAAGGUUUAGAAAAUUAUCUAGAUAACCUCUGUUGACCUUUUCCAAUAUAUUUAGAGAUAUGAAAGCGAGAGCAGGAAGGGCCUUGAAACGACCCAUCAACAGCUAGCGCAGGGGAUCAGUUCCUGGGUAUCAUUCACUUGAUCAUAGUCUUUCCUACUAUGAUGAGAUGGAUUAUAUUUCUAUUCAAAUGACAGCAAUUGUUUCUAUAUUUUGCAUCUACAAAUUGACAUAUACAAUUUUAAUGCAAGGGAAGCUCACACCCUUUUGAGGGUGUGUAAGGGGGACGGGGGCAUUCAUAGCUAUCCUACUGUUAUGAAAAGAAAAUGAUCCCAGGGCAAGGCCAAAGAGAUAAAACCAAAGAGAAUGUAUGCCUCAAUUCUUUCACUUUCUGGAACCUGAUUUAUUGGCAACCAGCUGGUUAAAGUUUACCACUGCGGAAAAUGUUUUGUGCAUGUUUUCCUCAUCUGACUUCUUCAUGAAUGGCUUGAAUGCGCCAAGGGAAGAAACUUCUUUUAAAAAAAAAUGUAAAUAGGAAUGAAUUGCAGGAGCCAGCCUUGUAAACACUUUUUAUUCUUUUGAUCCCCAAGGCUUAAUUUGCCCAAAUCAAAACUGUCAAUUCCCAUCAGGACCAAGCAGUGAGCAGAUACAUACUUAGCAAGGUGCCAAACCUUUGCAUUGUAAAUACUGUAGCUGGGAAAGAGAUUUCUUCCCUCUCUUGUUUAUUGUAGACAGAAGGCCCUUAUAACAUUGGCUCUAAAUCCAAAAACAAAAUGCAAAAGUGCAGCAAGAUAAUCUCAUAUGUUUGCUAUUGAACAAAUUAUAACGUUGAAUAAGGUAAUGGGAAUGGUUCCCUAUAGUUAAAAAGGUAAAGGGACCCCAGACCACUAGGUCCAGUCGCGGACGACUCUGGGGUUGCGGCGCUCAUCUCGCUUUAUUGGCCGAGGGAGCUGGCAUACAGCUUCCGGGUCAUGUGGCCAGCAUGACUAAGCCGCUUCUGGCGAACCAGGGCAGCUCACGGAAAUGCUGUUUACCUUCCCGUCGGAGCAGUACCUAUUUAUCUACUUGCACUUUGACGUGCUUUCGAACUGCUAGGUUGGCAGGAGCAGGGACCAAGCAACGGGAGCUCACCCCGCCACAGGGAUUCGAACCGCCGACCUUCUAAUUGGCAAGCCCUAGGCUCUGUGGUUUAACCCACAGCACCACCCGCAUCCCUUCCCUAUAGUUGGUGGCUUUAAUAAAUCAAAUUCUAUGCAACAAGUUAAAUUUUCCAGGGUAAAUUUGCAAAAUAAUGUAUUUUGCAUAAGUAUCCUGCAAAGGGGAAGGACUAAAAAGGUAAAGGACCCCUGACAGUUAAGUCCAGUCGCGAAUGACUCUGGGGUUGUGGCGCUCAUCUCGCUUUACUGUCUUAGGGAACCUACGUUUGUCCGCAGAUAGUUUUUCCGAGUCACGUGGCCAGCAUGACUAAGCCCCUUCUGGCGAAAUCAGAGCUGUGCACAGAAACGCCGUUCGUUUACCUUCCCACCAGAGCAGUACCUAUCUAUCAAUUUGCACUUUUUUUGGCGUACUUUCGAACUGCUAGGUUGGCAGAAGCUGGGACUGAGCAACAGGAGGUCACCCCGUCACAGUGAUUUGAACCACUGACCUUCCGAUCAGCAAGUCCUAGGCUCAGUGGUUCAGACCACAGCGCCACCAGUGUCCCAUGGGAAGGACUAGACCAUGUGAAAAAUGAACAUAAUAUUUUCAGCUUUGUAUUCUGGUUAUAAAAAAGCGCACCUAGGCAUUCUGUCGUUGCACCCAUAACCUAGGUUUAAGGUGCUAUUUAGCUCCUAGGUUUCAUAUCUCAGUUUCUAACACUGCGUACACAUGUGUCCAAGCAGUGAGCAUCUGACUUGUGUGGAAACUGCCUGGCAGAAGGGCUGUUUGUGAAACCUGAACUCGCUAUCUAAACCUUACUACAGUGGUACCUCGCAAGACGAAUGCCUCGCAAGACGAAAAACUCACAAGAUGAAAGAGUUUUUCAUUUUUUGAGUUGCUUCGCAAGAUGAAUUUCCCUAUGGGCUUGCUUCGCAAGAUGAAAAACGAAAACGUCUUGCAAGUUUGUUUCCUUUUCAAUGCAUUCCUAUGGGAAACCGUGCUUCGCAAGACGAAAAAUUCGCAAGACGAAAAAACUCGCAGAACGAAUUAAUUUCGUCUUGCAAGGCACCACUGUAUGGAUAAAAGAGAGGUUGCAGGUUUAGUAUAUCAGUUAUAUUUAUCAGAUUUUAUACCACCUUUCAAUAUAUGAUUAUGGGUAGCCUAAAAAAAGUUUAAAAAAUAGAGUAAAAAUGCAAUAAGCGAGAAGCAAAAUGAUAAAAACAUGAUAAAAAUGAUUAUAACAAAAGAUGCCACACUGAAUAAUUCUACAUCCUUUCUUCGGGGCUAAGCUAAGUGCUCUUUUAUAUCAGAGUCAUCAUUCAAUUUAUCAGCAAUAUUUAAAUAAUGUCAAGAUGAUUGAUUUGCCCUUCAGUGAAACAGGAAGGCUUUAUCUAUCUACUCAGUGGCUUGGAUGUACAGUAAUAGAUAGCGAAGCCUUCCCCCCACCCGACUGCUCUGCUAUAAGCUGUUUAUCUUGUGCUACCUUGUCAAAUCUCUGCUUCUUCAUAAUAUAACAUAUGUGUACCAGCAUCUUUGCAGAGAUGUUUAGCCGAAGAGAGACACCAAAUGAAGUUCUCCAACAAGCAUUUUGUGAGCCUUUUUGUCUAAGCAACUGAAUGACUGCUGGGUUGGCCCACAGACGCUUGGUACCAAACCAUAUCAUUGCGCCAAGCCAUAAGGACUACAAACUUCUUAAUAGUUUCCAUGUGCAAACAGGGAACCAGCUUCAGUAGCAUCAGUCUCCCUUUCGGAGUAAAUUUCUCCAUUUUACUUCCUGGUAUUUAGAUAGAGGUUUUGCAUUUGAUGCUCUGGUAACACGCAAACAUGCUUCUCAGACUCUGGCUUUGAGCCCUGUAUUUAUUUAUUUAGUGACAUUUAAUAUUUGGGUCAACUCCCAGGUUGGCUCAGAAAUUAACAAUAAAACAAGAUGCAACCAUGGACAACACAGUAACUGAAAGCAGCAAGCCUCAGCCAGCAUGGCCAGUGGUGGGAACGGAAAUGGCCAUUUAUCCUUAGCUGAAACCCCUGGGUCAGGGUUGGCUAACCUAUGGUCCUCCAGAUGUUGAACCAAUUCCCAUCACCCUUGGCCAUUGGCCAUGCUUGCUGGGGCUGAUGGGAGUUGCAGUUCAACAACAGCUCAAGGGUCAGAGGCUCCCUGCCCCAGUCUUACUCCUUUAGCUGUUAUGUGUUGCCAAUAAGAAAAUAUUGGAUUAGAGCCUAUGACCCGUAUGUUGCUGGCUGUAAUUUUAGAGCUACCUUAAAUCUUGAGUGAAUCAGCCUUUACAUGUUAAAAUGAUGCACCAUAGUUCAGGGCGGUUUACAAAAACGAAUUAGAAUAAAAAUCAAGUUUCCAACUGUGUUGGAAGUCAUGAGAAGUAAUAAUGUAAUCUUGGUUUCCAGGUUAGUUAUGGUCCUGUUUUUCAAGAUGCAAUGUUUUCCUCUCCUUGUGGCUUUAAUGGCUAUUCAUAUUUAAUGGUUUAUAAAGCUUUCGUAAUCCCCAGUGGGAAGAGCUGUUCCAUGCCAUUAUAGCUGGUGUUACGUGGCGGAUGGUGACAGGUUGGCCGAUGUGAGGAGAGCAUCUGCUGCUACGGUUUCCUCUCUGAUGCAGCUAUCAAAGUAAAUGCAAUGCAUGUGAGUCACGUAAGUUGUGAAUACGUGUGUGCAUGUGCACAGACAUGAACAUGCUUUGCAUGCAGAACGUCCAGGAAGAGCACAGGGACCUCUGGCAGCAACUUAACCUUGGGUUAAGUACUUAAUUCGUUCCUGAGGUCUGUUCUUAACCUGAAAAUGUUCUUAACCUGAAGCACCAGUUUAGCUAAUGGGGCCUCCUGCUGCUACUGCGCCGCCAGAGCACGCUUUCUGUUCUCAUCCUGAAGCAAAGUUCUUAACCCAAGGUAAUAUUUCUGGGUUAGCGGAGUCUGUAAUCUGAAGCGUAUGUAACCCAAGGUACCACUGUACAGGGCAGAUUCUUUUGUCACAUUCUUUAAAGCAUCUUUUAACUCAUGAGCCGGCUGCAAAAGGCUCCCAGGAUGGCUUACAACAAGACAGCCCCUGCCUUCAGGCUUACAGCCUAAAUGACAUGUCACAGAAGGAAAAGUGAGUGGGAGGGAGGAGGGAAAAAGCAAACUCGGCUGCUCCUUGAUAUAAAGUUCUUAGACAUCAUCUUCUAGCAGAGAAGAGCAAAGCAAGUUCCCUGCAUCUGCCAGCGGAUUGGGCCAGAUUAUUCUCCACCCCACCAUGGUAUUCUCCCUGGGGUGCAGAUGGAGCUUCCUCCCAAUGGCCCUUGAUCCCAUCACUGAUGGCAGUCCCAGGGCAACUCUAGCCCAGAAUUCUCUGCUUCAACUGGCAACAUCUCUCCACAGUUUCUCUUUUCUCUCACAACACUAGAUGCCUACCUUCCCUGCGUUCUGAGCAGCAGGAGAAAAGGUGCUAACAGCUUCUUUCUGUGUGUAAGCAUUAUGGUGGCCGAUGCAGGUUCCUUUUCCCCAGUUGAUUGGGGUGGAGGGCGUGUGUGUGAGAGGGAUGCCCGUACCCUUUUGUGGUCUUGCCCUCUAUUCUGGUCUUUUUGAUGUGGCUGCCAUGGUGUGCCGUGCCACACACUGCACACAACAGUGUGCAUUUUGUGAGUGGUGCCCCACGUCAGAAUCCCAAAUGCACCCACUGGCCCAGAAAGGUUGGCAAGAAGGUGCUGUACUGGAGCAUGCUGGGACAAGAUGGAGUCGGUUGCGUUCCAUAAAUCCUUUUUACAGAAAAGGUGAAGGAGGAGGGAGAAAUGACCCUCAUUGUGCCAGUAAUUGAUAUGCUAUUCUCUGGCAACCCACAAGGAGCAGCUCAGGAAAUGACUUUGCCAGUUCUUCCCAUGUCACCCAGUAGGCUGAGAUACUUAAGUCACGAACAGUUCUGCUGGUGGAAUAACCUCUGGCUUGAAGCUUGGUGGGGCAGGCUGAAGCCUUCCUUUGGAAGCAGCAGUCCUCUGGUCUCGAUGCUUACCUGCCUCUCCAAAGCAUGAUUUAUUGAUUAUCAGAGCAACUUAUCAUCCUGCGGUUGAGAACGUUUCUAGUACAAUAUUUGGCCAGGCUGACAGGAACAUGGCUUGUAAAGACAUAACCUUUUAUUGUUUAUUAUUACCUUUUUUCCCUGCCCAGGCUUUCCCUACCCCAUGAGGUCAGACUCUGUUUUCAUCUGUAUAAAUCCCCCAAAUUCCUAUUUUUAUAAGAAAAUAAAAUCAUAUGUGUUUAUACUACUGCUUUCCUGGCUUUUAUAGUCAUGUUUUGUUUGAGUGGUAUUACUUGUUGCAUUUAUGUUGUACAGUGCUUAAGGUAUUCCACCCCACCCCACCCCACCCCACCCCCAAAUUAAAAUGGUGCAUAAAAGUGGUAAAUAAAUAAUUGAAAUAAAUAAACGUGGUCAGGAAAGGCGAGAGCCUAUCGAAGUGAGCAUUUGCUUCCUCGUCUGGUAGAAAUGGAGCCCCGAUCCAGGGGCAUGGUGUGGCCAUAUUGCCUUGUCAUUGGUGGGGCAAACAGCUAGGGUGGGUAUAAUGGGAGUUUGCCCUUCCUUGCACCAGUGCUCCAUCACACGCCUUCUUUCUGGUACUGCUUAUUAUGCUAGCAAUAGGAAACUAUUGUUGGAAACAGAGCAUCUUUCCUCUGGGCUCUGGAGAUUCUUUGGCUGCCUUGCUUCUCUUUCAGAAAGGCCUAGUUCUUCUCCAGUAUGAGGAGCCUAGGUGACAUAAGUGCUGGUUGUCUCCCUGGAAUACAUAUUUCUCUCAUCAAGUCAUGUGGCCAGUGCCACAUGUUCAUCUUUGUGUAUGUGUGUGUGUGUGUGUGUGUGUGUUGGCUAUCCUUAUCUUUCCCUUCCAUCCGCCUUUAUCUGUCUGCUCCAGCGUGGUGUGUAUAAAAAUAAGGUCUGCAUGAGAGCAAAAGGAGGAGAUAGUUGGGGAAUGUUUUCACGUUGUGGCUUCAUUUUCUCUAAGGUACAUGAAAGUUUUAACUGUUGGCUGUUUUUCUCCGUAUCUGAAUACGUAUCUUUCAUAUCUGAAUUUGGAAGCACUGGGCUCAUGAAAACAAUGGUGUUUCGUAUCAAUCUGCCUGUAUUGUUAUGAUGACAGAACAGCCAUUUAAGUUACAGUCAAAUCAAAUUUGAAAUUUGCUGGUCAGCAGAAGACUAUUAAGAAUUCACAGCACCAUCGGAACUUGCAGUCUAAUUAAGCUGUAGUCCAGAGAUGGGGACGGGUCUCGAGGGCACCAGUCGAUUCAGCUGCGGCUCUUCAAAUCUUUUUGGACUCCAAAUCCCAACAUCUCUGACCUCUGGCCAUGCUGCCUGGGGCUGGUGGGAGCAGGAGUGCAGCAACAUCGGGGGGUCUAAAUGCUUUCCCAGGCAUUCUGUAGUAGGCUUUCUUUAACCAGAGUGAAUUUUCCUGCUUUACGCUUUUGGAUAAUUUCCCCCAAUGAAUAAAGAGAGAAGAGCAUUUUAUAAAUUGCAGAAACUGUGUGGGAGAAAAAUAGAUUGGUGACAAUACAUGCCUUUAGAAUACAGUGCUCUAGAAGAAGUGGGCCUCUUUGGCUUUUAUGAGAGAGAGAUUCCAGUUUUAAUGCAGGCAGUUUUAUCUUCAGUUCUCCUGCAAGGCUUGGACGUCUUCCUCUGCAGCACACCUUUGCACCUGCAGUACUCUGUCGCCAGCUUCUUUUCUCUGCCACCGUCCCCACUGAGUUGCGUCUCUUGCUGCUGACUAAAUGGAAAUCGCAUGUCUCUGUGAUGAGCCCAGAUGAUGACCGGCUGAGCUGUUUUCAAACCAGUAGAUGGCCUAUGCGGCUGCAGAACAUCCUCUCUGCAAUUUUGUAACCUGUGGGGAAUAUGCACUUUUAAAAUACAUAUGGAAGCCCUGUUUAAUUUGAUCUAUACUUUCCUUUUGGGGAGGGUACAGUGGUACCUCGGGUUAAGAACUUAAUUCGUUCUGGAAUCAUAGAAUCAUAGAAUCAUAGAAUCAUAGAGUUGGAAGAGACCACAAGGGCCAUCGAGUCCAACCCCCUGCCAAGCAGGAAACACCAUCAGAGCACUCCUGACAUAUGGUUGUCAAGCCUCUGCUUAAAGACCUCCAAAGAAGGAGACUCCACCACACUCCUUGGCAGCAAAUUCCACUGUCGAACAGCUCUUACUGUCAGGAAGUUCUUCCUAAUGUUUAGGUGGAAUCUUCUUUCUUGUAGUUUGGAUCCAUUGCUCCGUGUCCGCUUCUCUGGAGCAGCAGAAAACAACCUUUCUCCCUCCUCUAUGUGACAUCCUUUUAUAUAUUUGAACAUGGCUAUCAUAUCACCCCUCAACCUCCUCUUCUCCAGGCUAAACAUGCCCAGCUCUCUUAGCCGUUCCUCAUAAGGCAUCGUUUCCAGGCCUUUGACCAUUUUGGUUGCCCUCCUCUGGACACGCUCCAGUUUGUCAAUGUCCUUCUUGAACUGUGGUGCCCAGAACUGGACACAGUACUCCAGGUGAGGUCUGACCAGAGCAGAAUACAGUGGCACUAUUACUUCCCUUGAUCUAGAUGCUAUACUCCUAUUGAUGCAGCCCAGAAUUGCAUUGGCCUUUAGCUGCUGCGUCACACUGUUGGCUCAUGUCAAGUUUGUGGUCAACCAAGACUCCUAGAUCCUUUUCACAUGUACUGCUCUCAAGCCAGGUGUCCCCCAUCUUGUAUUUGUGCCUCUCAUUUUUUUGCCCAAGUGCAAUACUUUACAUUUCUCCCUGUUAAAAUUCAUCUUGUUUGUUUUGGCCCAGUUCUCUAAUCUGUCAAGGUCGUUUUGAAGUGUGAUCCUGUCCUCUGGGGUGUUAGCCACCCCUCCCAAUUUGGUGUCAUCUGCAAAUUUGAUCAGGAUGCCCUUGAGUCCAUCAUCCAAGUCGUUGAUAAAGAUGUUGAAUAAGACCGGGCCCAAGACAGAACCCUGUGGCACCCCACUAGUCACUCUUCUCCAGGAUGAAGAGGAACCAUUGAUGAGCACCCUUUGGGUUCGGUCAGUCAGCCAGUUACAAAUCCACUGAGUGGUAGCAUAGUCAAGACCACAUUUUACCAGCUUCUUUACAAGAAUAUCAUGAGGCACCUUGUCAAAUGCCUUGCUGAAAUCAAGGUAGGCUACAUCCACUGCAUUCCCUUCAUCUACCAGGCUUGUAAUUCUGUCAAAAAUGAGAUCAGGUUAGUCUGACAUGACUUAUUUUUCAGAAAUCCAUGCUGACUAUUGGUGAUCACAGCAUUCCUUUCUAGGUGCUCACAGACUGUUUGCUUAAUGAUCUGCUCCAGAAUCUUCCCUGGUAUUGAUGUCAGACUGACUGGGCGGUAAUUAUUUGGGUCCUCUCUUUUCCCCUUUUUGAAAAUAGGGACAACAUUUGCCCUCCUCCAGUCUGCCGGGACUUCACCUGUUCUCCAGGAAUUCUCAAAGAUGACUGCCAGUGGUUCUGAGAUCACAUCUGCCAGUUCUUUUAAUACUCUUGGAUGCAGUUCAUCUGGCCCUGGAGACUUGAAUACAUCUAAACUAGCCAAGUAUUCUUGUACUAUCUCCUUAGUUAUUCUGGGCUGUGUUUCCUUUGCUGAAUCAUUUGCUCCAAAUUCUUCAGGUCGGGCAUUUUUUCUUUAUCGGAGAAGACUGAGGCAAAGAAGGCAUUGAGGAGUUCAGCUCUUUCUGUGUCCCCUGUUUGCAUUUCACCAUCUUCUCCUCUGAGUGACCCCACUGUUUCUUUGUUCUUCCUUUUGCUACGGACAUACCCAUAAAAGCCUUUUUGUUGCUUUUAACCUCUCUAGCAAGCCUGAGUUCAUUCUGUGCUUUAGCUUUUCUGACUUUGUGUCUACAUGUGCUGGCUAUUUGUUUGAAUUCCUCUUUGGUGGUUUCCCCCUUUUCCAUUUUUGUACACAUCCUUUUUAAUCUUAACUCAGUUAAAAGUUCUUUAGAUAGCCACCCUGGCUUCUUUAGGCACCUUCCAUGUUUCUGUCUCAUUGGUAUUGCCUGACGUUGUGCUUUUAGUAUCUCCUCUUAACAAACUCCCAGCCAUCAUGAACUCCCUUUCCUUUUAGUAUUACUGUCCAUGGGAUCUCACCCAGCACUUCCCUAAGUUUUAUGAAGUCAGCUUUCUUAAAGUCAAGAAAUUGAGUCCUAGUAUGCUUGGCUGCUCCUUUCCGCUGUAUAGUAAACUUCAGAAGAGCAUGAUCACUCGCGCCUAAUGAUCCUUCCACUUCUACCCCACUAACCAGGUCAUCAACAUUGGUUAGGACCAGAUCUAAAAUGGCUGUUCCUCUUGUUGCUUCUCCCACUUUCUGGACAAUGAAGUUGUCUGCAAGGCCAGUGAGGAAUCUGUUUGACCUUAUGCUCUUGGCUGAGUUUGACAUCCAACAAAUAUCCGGGUAAUUGAAGUCCCCCAUUACUACUAUCUCCCUUCCUUUUGCAUGCUUGGCCAUCUGUUCCAGGAAGGCAUCAUCUAUGUCCUCCGUUUGGCUUGGGGAUCUAUAGUAAACUCCCACAAUGAGGUCACUGUUAUUCUUCUCUCCCUUAAUUUUGACCCAAAUGCUCUCACUUUGGCUUUGAGGUUCUAAAUCUUGGAUCUCUUCACAGGUAUACACAUCCCUGACAUAUAACGCCACUCCUCCUCCUUUCUUGUCUGGUCUGUUUCUCUGAAAUAGAUUGUAUCCCCCAUUAUUACAUUCCAAUCGUGGGACUUAUCCCACCAGGUUUCAGUGAUGCCUAUUAUGUCAUAUUUAGUUUGCUGUACCAAGAGCUCAAGCUCAUCUUGUUUAUUUCCCAUGCUUUGCGCAUUAGUGUACAGACAUUGAAGUCCAUUAAUCAUUCCCCGUGACUCUUAUUUAAGGAUUUUUCCUCCCACCACUAGGUCUGUGUGCUGUUUGCUCCAUUUGGUCUAUGACAUUUGGAUGAUCAUCUUCAUCAAUUGAUAGACUCCUACCUUCAGGAGCACUGUCUUCCUCCCCCACAUUAGUCAGUUUAAAGCCCUCCUGAUGAGGUUUCUGAGAUUUUGGCAAAAACAUUUCUCCCAACCGUUGUGAGGUGCAGCCCAUCGCUUGCCAGAAGUCCAUCUUCAAGAAACUGCAGUCCGUGAUCUAAGAAUCCAAACCGUUCCUGUUUACACCAUUUGCGAAGCCAGCUGUUCACUUCCACUAUUUUCCUCUCUCCCUGGGCCACGUCGUUCAACUGGGAGGACAGAUGAGAUCACAAUUUGUGCAUUUAAUUGCUUCAAUUUCCUGCCCAGAGCCUCGUAGUCUCUUUUGAUCUUCUGGAGGCUAUUCAUUCUUAACCUGAAACUGUUCUUAACCUGAGGUACCACUUUAGCUAAUGGGGCCUCCCGCUGCCGCCGCCGCACCGCUGCUGCUUGAUUUCUGUUCUCAUCCUGAAGCAAAGUUAUUAACCUGAGGUACUAUUUCUGGGUUAGCGGAGUCUGUAACCUGAAGUGUCUGUAACCCGAGGUACCACUGUACUUGUAUCUAGCAGGCUCCGAAUACCUAAUUCUCUUAGACUAGUGCUUUAAGCUCAUCCUUUGACAACUACCUUCAAAGCAAAUCAGUCUCUUUGUUGGUUCUGGUAAGGUGGAGAUUGGCAGUUUUUGUGCACCCACCAAGGCUCAUGAUAGUCUCUUCGAUAGGUGGAAACUCUGUCCUGAAGGGGGCCUCUUUUCUUCUCACCCUCCUCCUCAAGGCAAAAUGGCAUUUACCUGUUUCAAAUGAGGAAUUUACCAGCGGAAAUAGAAUUCACCCCUAGAAAUUAAUUUGGAGUUAAUUUCCUAGCCUCCCCAGUGGCCAUUUGAAAAAUUAAUAGAAGCCCCGGAUUAGUUCUGGGGUGUGUUGGGUUCCUAGACUCCAGUGCAGAGUGAUGGCUUCAUUGCCACAUGCUAAUAUAUAGGGAUUUUUUUAUGACUACAGUUUUGUGUUGUCAUUUUCUUAUUUAUUAAAUUUAUUCCUCACUUUUUUAUCGAGGUAACUCAAAAGUGACCUGUAAUACAUAAACGAUCAAAUGCAUACAUUUAAACUGGCAUAAAAGAAAAACAUUUGGGGGGGGGGAUACCAAAGACAACCCUGUUUUUAACUUUGCAAAGAGGCAAGAGAUAAUUAAGAGCCAAAAGCUUGGUGGAAAAAAUGUUUUUGCCUGGUGCGUAAAGCUAUGUAAUGAUGGUGUUUUAGAACUAACACACAAGGCCAUAUAUAGGUUACUUGAGACACGGUGCUAUCCCUUAUAUACCCACUAGGCCACCAUACUCUGUAGCAGAGUUUCUGCUGCAAAUUCGAAAGAUCUCAGAAGCCCACCUUACAGUGACUCAGAUCAGGGCUUUCAGUGUGGCUCCCUCUGUUUUGUGGAACAGCACCCCUUGCAAGAUACGCCAAGCACCCGCCCCCUGUACUUUCUGGAAACAACUUUCAACAAGCUUUUCCAGCAGGAUGAAAAUGUCUCUCCCUUAGGUGCUCAUUUUAUCUUGUUUAAAAUAUUAGCUUCAGCUGGGUGUUUUUUUUGUAUUAUUUCAAAAACUAUUUUUAGCUCUUUUAUGGUAUGUUUGUAAAUGGCCUUCAGGUGCAUGUAAAAGGCAAUUCACAAACAAACACUUUUUGAAAGGGAAAACCUACACCCACUGCAGUCUGAAGUUCAACCUGUUUGCCCCCUCUGUAAGGUCCCUAGGAGCACUCGUAAAUCAUUAGAUUUCCAUCAUCUCUUUCCCCCUCAACCCUAAUUAGGUUGGGGAUUUGCUAACCUUUAUUUCUACCUUCUUAAGCUACGAGGGUGCUUCAUUCUCCUCCUCAUAACUCCUCAAAAAGCUAUUUCUUUGCUAGCUAUUAAUCACUGGGAAGUCCAUGUUAUCGUGUUAAUUGCACACAUCUUGAGCAGAAUUUGGUCCUGUACAAAGGGAAGGUGCUCUUUGCAUUUCCUCUCUUCUAUCCUAUGUUAUUUGUCCUCCUAUCGAGAUUACUUCUUGUCUUUCGCUUGCAGGGGGAAACAGUUGUUUAAAGACUCAAAUCUACUCUCGCGCGGUUAUUGUCAAUUCCACGGCCAUUUCUCAUCUUCAUUGUGGUAGCUCCAGCUCAUUACAGGCUGCGAGCAGAAUUUUAAAGAGCAGAUAAGAUAACAGAGAAACAGUGUGGAGUUUCAUUUGUGCACAAAAGUACAAGCAGUUGCCUGUAUGGGAAAGUUUCACUGUUGGUCCUAAUUCAUACCUACUAACACCAAAGCAAUACGGUUAGAUUAGGAGCAUAGGAAACUGCCUUAUAUGAGUCAAACCACUGGUCCAUCGAGCUCAGCAUUGUAUACUCAGGCCGGCAGUCAAGGGACAUUCCUAGCCCCACCUGGAGAUGCUGGUAAAUGAACCUGGGCCAGUUGCCAAACCUGCUGCAGAGGUAAAGCUAGUAAUUCUUGAACCCACAUUCCAAAUAAAUCACAAAAAGCUAGAAAGUCUGGCUUACAGUUAACUGUGAAUGUGGCCAGGAUGUAAAGAGCAAUCAAUGCUGCAAAGAAGGCAUUAUGUAAAUGCUAAGCAUUACUUUAACUAGGAGGCUGUAGUGAUAAUCAAAUAAUGGCACUGGUUGCCAGGCUGCUGCUUUUUUGUAAAAUAUUUGCUUUGCCCUGUAGGCAGGGAAGUGGUGGUCACAAAGUUGGUUAUACUUGCAAGUUGCACCAGGUACCUGAAGAACACACAAUAGCAGGCCUUUGCCUUCUUGAUCUCUUAUCUACAGGUGUGGCUUGAAAUUCAAAAGGGAACCUGCUGUUGACACAGGGCAUGGACCUCUGUGGGGAAUGUAUAUUUGCUUUUCUUAAAACUGUAGGUGCUUAGGGAAAUAGCCAAAGAGGGCAGUUUUAGACUGUGUAAACAGGUGUAAAAGCAGGAGCUGACCUGUUUUCUCACUCCUGGCUUUGCCCCAACUUCACACUGCGCGACAGACGUUCUUGUUUCCAAACCGAAUGCUCAGUUUUGCCUUCUGCAGUUUUUAAAGUGGGGCUGCCCAUUAACUUGAAUGGCUCUGAAAGAGGUUAAGACAAAUUCAUGGAGGAUAAGGCUCCCAGAGGUUGCUAGCAUUGAUGACUGUGUUCUCUCUCCACCAUCGAACGAAGUGCACCUCUGUCUUUUUAUCUUCCCAAAGGGAAGGAAGGCACCUACAAAUGCCAUUGAAGACUUCCGGGUUGGCGCCCCCGUCAAUGGCGGAAUUCCUCUGAUCGAGAGGAAUUUGCCUCGUGGAAAUUCGGGUCUGGCCGCCACGGCGAAGGCGGAGACCCACUAAAAACCACAGGUGGGUGAAGCCUGUGAACGUGGGAUUUGGCAGGCACUUUUUGCGCCUCCCCUACUCGCAGGGAAACCCGGUUUCGGGGAUCUGGAGCGACGUGGAGUGAGCGGUGCGGUGCUUCGGAUCGACUUCUUCUUCCACGGAGUGAAGCCGCAUAGCUGUUGCUGGAGAGCGCUGACUUUUUCCUGUGGACAAUUUGAUCUUAAAGCAACUACCCGUGACUAGAGUGAAGAAUUGGAUUUUUAAACGUCUUAAUUUGGCACCGAAAUGGGGAGGCUCAAAACAGGAAGUCCACCUCCCCUUUUUGUAAAUAAGACUGAGGCAAAGAGGUUGCAAGCUAAAGUCUUGGAAAGCCUAUUGUAAAGGACUAAAUUCUCAUCAGUAAAAAAUAUUAAACCCCCCUUGGAAGCAGGAGAAGAGGGGGGAGGCUUUGGAUUGUGUAUCCCUGCAGGAGUGAGUGAAGGAAGUUAAAAUACCACCGUUCCGAACCUGGAAACGGGCUGCUAGUAAGACCGACGUGUCUUGGAAGGUUCAUUGACAGUGAAUAGAACGUUCUGUGACAGCUAGCAUAAGAGAGAUACAUUGUUUCCAUUGUCUUCGUCUGCACUUAAAAAGGAGUAAAAGUAACGGAAAAUUGAAACAACUUUAUUGAACUUUAUUAAAAAAGGAGGAAAGUAACUGAAAAUUGAAACUAACUUUGGAUUAUUGAAACUGUGUUUAAAAGAGGACAUACUGACCAAUACAAAUACAACUCGCUUUCCCCUAGUGGAAGCUUUUGAAAUUGGUUGCUUUAUGGGAGCUGGGCUAGGGGAAUUUCCAGAUGCAAGAUAAAAAGGGUGAGACUUUGGAAUUGACCUUGAAUCUCUUAAGUGUUAUGGCAAACGGAAAGGAAAAAACAGAUAGGAUGUCGACAGAGGAGGCCUUAGUGGCUGCAUUAUUGAAAAUAAACGAUUAGCUGGAACAACUCCACAAGAAAACAGAUGCGAUAAAUGUGAAAUUGGAUGUGGCAAAUAUUGAAAUUGAUUCAACUGUAGAAAGUUUAAAUAACUUGGGACAAAAGGUGAAUACCAAUUCAGAAACCACUCAGAAACUGACACAGGAAUCUACUUCAAUAUGGCAAACUGCAGAUGAAGUCAGGGGGAAAACCCUUGCUGCUGAAUCUAAAGUAAUACAACAGGAGAGGAGAGUCCCGUCCAUACAAAGACAACUUGACGAGCAUAAGUUGACAUUCGUUAUGAUUGAACUUAAAGAAGAACGGAUGAAUUUGAGGACCAGAGCCCUAUCUGAAUUGGAAAAGGAAAGCUUGACAGAGUUUCAGGAGGCGAUACUAACAUUGGUUGAGAAAGAGAGGUAUUUGGGGGUUAGUAUGACCGCCAAAAAUGUGAAUCUGCUUAAGGAUAACUGUGAAGGAUGUUGGAUUGAAGAGAAGGGGGAUUUGGAAAUAUGGACAAAUCAGAAGUUGUUACUGUUGGGCCGAGUUAUUGUGGUGGGGAUGAGGGCUGCUGUUUUGCUGGGGAUGUUGCUUUUGUUUCAAACAUUGCAAGCUUUGGAUGGGAUGGAGGGUUUCAGGAGGUGGCAGAGGGAUGCUCCUAGAGUUGUUUGGCAGGGCAGGAAGCCUCGAGUAAAAUUUAAGAUAUUGAUGGAUGUCAAAGAAGGAGGUGGACCUGCCCUGACAGACCUUUAAACUUUGCUGUGAACCAUCUGCUUUUUGCUGGUUGAGAGAAUGGUUGCUUUUUGAAAACACUGAAGCGUUGGACAAUGGCAGAUGAAGUUGAUGGACUAUAUGGAAUUGGCGGAAAUGACUGGCAAGAUCCGAGACCAGGGUGAAGAGUCGGUGGAAGAAGAUUGGAAAAAGUUUAAAGACUAUUUAUAGAAAUAUUGUAAAAUUAAGGAAUGUUAGAAAAUGUUGGAAUGAAAUUAUAUGGCUUUAGCAGAAAUGUCAUAAGGAAUUAAGUAUAAAUAGAUUAAUAGAAAAUUAAAGGAAAAGUAUGGCAAGAAUGUGUUAAGAUAAUUAUAGAACAGAAAACAGAGUAAGAUGGAAAGGAAUUGCUGAAACAAAUAAUACAGUGGUGCCCCGCAAGACGAAUGCCUCGCAAGACGGAAAACCCGCUAGACGAAAGGGUUUUCCGUUUUUGAGUUGCUUCGCAGGACGAAUUUCCCUAUGGGCUUGCUUCGCAAGACGAAAAUGUCUUGCGAGUCUUGAGAUUUUUUUUCCGCUUUCCCCCCCUUUUUCUAAGCCGCUAAGCCGAUAAGCCUUUAAUAGCCGCUAAACCGCUAAUAGCGCUAAUCCGCUAAGCCGCUAAUAGGGUUGCUUCGCAAGACGAAAAAACCGCUAGACGAAGACACUCGCGGAAUGGAUUAAUUUCGUCUUGCGAGGCACCACUGUAGAAGUGGAAUACAAAAAGGGAGGUGGGAGGAGGUCGCUGGAAAUAAGUAAAUGAAAUAUAAGAUUUUGAAAAUGUUUGAGGUGAUUUUAAAUUGUUUUUGCUUGUUUUUGUUUGUUUUGUUAGUCCAUGUAGCGUUUUUGUAUUGUAUUUGCAUUGUUUUUUCUUUUUUUUUCUUUUUUCUUUUUGUUUGUUUGUAGUGUCGUGCUGGAAAUGUUAAAAAAGUAAUAAAUAUCAUUUUUUUAAAAAAACCAAAUGCCAUUGAAAAGCAGUUCUCUUCCGCUCUGCUUUUUAAGGAACACAGUGUCUUUCUUUUUGGGUGGUCUUAGAAACACCUCUUCUUGCAUGCAUGGUUGGGAAUGGAGAAACACAUGCAAAAAAUGACCAUCUGGAUAUGUUAACAGAACUUUGCAAAUCACUGUCAGGAGUGUCCUUCAUCCAAACAGGACAGUGCUUAUUGCAUAUUCAUUUUUUUUUAAAUGCCUUUUUUUUUAGAGUCUUGGACCAGGGUGCUUGGUGUGUGAGAGAGUUUAAUCUCCCCACUUCUUUAUCUGCCUACUGAAGCAUCAGAACGACUACCUCCCCCCCCCCACUGCUUUUAGCUCUUAGAAUUGUAGAGUUGGAAGGGACCCCAAGGGUCAUCUAGUCAAACCCAAUGCAAUGCAGGAAUCUCAAUUAAAACAUCCAUGACAGAUGAUCAUCCAGGAUUCUUUGGGGGAAGACAUGUUCUUUAAAUGAGUGGUGUGAAUGUGACCUAAGUCUUAGAGAAGAGUCAUGUUGUUGGCAUUUGCAAAGCAGGGUGGAUUUGGAGCAAGCUUAUCCUGAAAUGAAGAAUUUGUGACUGGCAGGUCGUGAUGAAAUUGUUUGAACUUGUUUGCCAUUAAUUUAAUUCUAAGUCUCUAAGAAGGACAAUUUGUCUUCCAUUUUAGAUAUGAAUUAUUAAGGGUGUGUGUGUGGGUGUGUGGGUGUGUGGGUGUGGGUGUGUUUGGGCUCUGAUGGGAUUUUAGAAGCUUUGAGCACUCAGAGGCGGAAAAUCUCAUUUUCAGUUCUGUUCCAACUUCAUUAACUUAAACCCUUCUGCCAUAUUAUCUGUGCUUCUGGCUUCUCCAUUUUAGAUUGUUUUAAUAUGUAUUUUACUUUUGUAAAGAUUCAUUUCAAUGUAAGUGGUAUAUAGAGAUAGUAUCAAAUCAAAUCAUAUGAUGCCCAGUUGUUACUGGCCUUCUGGGAUGUGCAAAAAUGAUGUCUGUCCUAUUUCUUUUGAGCUUCCCAUAAAACCUUCCCCCUUAAAUAUUGGGUACAGGAGAAAGUGCCCUGUGCCAUCCCUUCUAGAGAUGCAGGUUUGACAUCACUGUUAACCACUGGGUUGUAUCCAAUGCUAGUUCUAUUCAAAACAGACACGUUUAAAUUACUGAACAUGAAUAAGUUUGGUCCAUUAAUUUCAAUAGGUGAACUCUGAGUGAAACCUAGUUGGAUACAACCUACUAUUAUUUUUAGAUUUGAAACUAGCAGGUUGUCAAUACACAGAUGAGUCUGUAGGAGUCUCCCCUUCUGUGUUUUUGAUCCCUUCAGAGCAGACUGUGUAUUUACCUGUGUAUGCCUGCUAUUCACCUGUACUGUUAAGGGAUCAUGGAAAAGCAAUUCCAGUGAAGGACAUCUGCAUGGUCUUUUUAAUACCGCAUCCCAUUGUUAAUCCAGCACAGAACUGGGUGCCUUAGAAGCCCCUGAGCCCCAAAAUGGGAGCUGCCCUGAAAGAGCCAGGGUAGCACAAUACAGUGGUACCUCGGGUUAAGAACUUAAUUCGUUCUGGAGGUCCGUUCUUAACCUGAAACUGUUCUUAACCUGAGGUACCACUUUAGCUAAUGGGGCCUCCUGCUGCCGCUGCGCCGCCAGAGCACAAUUUCUGUUCUCAUCCUGAAGCAAAGUUCUUAACCGGAGGCACUAUUUCUGGGUUAAUGGAGUCUGUAACCUGAAAUGUCUGUAACCCAAGGUACCACUGUACUUACAAGUAGUUAAGAAUGAGCCAGAGAGCCUCCCAAUUCAAAUCUGACCUCAGCUAUUGAACUCAUUAUGUAGUGUUAAGCAAGCCACUCUAUCUCUGCUUCAUCCCCUGCAUCUGCGGUAUGAGGAUAAUAAAACUGAGCCACCUUACAGGGUUGUAGGGUGGAUUACUGAGAAUAAAGAGGAUUUAUUGUGAUUUACUUCCACUUGUUGGAAGCAGGUCGUAAUCAGUGUGACACCUGAGGAGAUGCUAGUUCCUUCUGUUGUCACUCUUGGCUCCAAAAUGAAUGAGAGAGGCAGAUGGUUACAAGUACAGUCUCCAUGGACCAGGGAGGCAUAAGUUAGCUCCUAGUUCCUUAUGCCUGUGUGGGAUAGUUGUUAAGAGUUUCAAAGUAGGACUAGGGAGACACGAUUUCAAACCCUCACUUUGCCAUGAAUCUCACUGGGUAACCUUGUGGUAUGUAAAUGGCUCUUGGAGCCAUUUUGGCUGAAAAGCAGGAUACAAAAACUCUACUUAGAGCCAUACCAUACAUUUAAAGUGUAUUCAAUGUACACUUUCCCCAAAGAAUUCUGGGGACUGUAGUUUGUUAAGGGUUCUGGGCAGUCCUCCCCCCCCCCCAAAAAAAGUAGGUGCCAGUACACGCCAUAAAGUUGUUACGGUAAGUGUCACAUUUUAAACAGAAAUAAAUAAAAGAAGUGCCGUUACUGCGUACCCUUGAGUACCCCUGGGGGGAAGCACUGGUGCUGGGAAUUGUAGGUCUUUGAGGGGGAAAUUACAACCCAUGGAUUCUUUGGGGAAAGUCAUGUCCUUUAAAUUGUGCUUUGAAUGCACUCUAUGGUGAGGAUCUGCCCUCGAAAGAAUGGCAAUUGAUGCAUAAAAAGUAAGGAAGAUGCAUGUUUAGUGGGAGUUAAAUGCCGUGCCCUAUAUGACAGGAUGCUUUUGCUGGGGUGGCAAAGACUAGACUUGGAAUAUACUCUGUGGACACAGAGACACACACACUCUGGUUGGAGCAAUCUAGCUGCAGUGUCCUUCAGAAGGGCAGGCCCCACUGGAGUGUGUUCUCUUUUCUUCCCUUUAUAUAUAAAAUCCAAUUUCCUAUAUAUUAGCAACUCAUCCUCACUCUGUGCUCAGUAUCUGGGGCAAGGGCAUGAACCUAUUUCUUCGUCACACAGCCUAGCGAAGAAGGAGCCACAGGCGUGCGUGGCUGACUUAGCUGUGCUUGCAUUUUCGGAAAGCCACUCUGGAGCCUGCAAAUAUGCUGCUGAUUUCUAAAGGUUUUUCACUACUUCUUUUUUUGGUUCUCUGCAUCAGUUUCUUCUCACCAAAGGACACAGAAGGCUCCCCCCUUCCCAGACUGUUUCUCCUUGUUUAGUCCCCUUUUAUAGGUAUUUUAAAAACAAAAAACUCAUUAACAUCCCAUUGGAAGGAUGAUCGCCCAAGGCCUGGAGAAGUGUAUAAUUAAAGUGUCUAUGAGGGGAAUAUAUGAGCGACGUUACAGCAGGCUGCUCCUCUCUGGAGCCUCGUAUACUAGAAUAGGCAGUUCAUGGCAUGCAGCAGAAAAAGCAGCUUGAGAGCAUCGUUAGAUCUGUUACAUCCUGCAAAAGUAAUAAACCAAAAGAGGGUGGUUUAAAUUUUUGAUAGAUGCCAGCCUCUUUCAAAAGGAGAGUUACGCCUAAAGCAAGUUUAGGCCAUGUUGAUGGGACUCCCAUCUUCCCUUGCCCCAGCCAGCAUGGCUGAUAGUCAGGGAUGAUGGGGAACGUUGUGCUGCAACAUCUGGAGGGGGUAUCAGGUCCUCCAGCCCUGCUGUAAUAAGGGAGGCACCGCCUUGUGCCCCUUUCUUGAAGAUGGGAGGGCUGUGCAGGCACAGAGCCAUGCACCCUUUGUGGAACCUGAGCCAUUUGUACUAUGGCGGGCUGUUGCAUCUGGCUUUCCUUCAUCUACUCCAGCCUUUGCCAACCUGGUGCCUUCCAGAUGUUUGGGACAUGCUGGCUGGAGCUGAUGGGAGUUGGAGUCCUAAGCACCCUAAUGAGAACUACGGUAGGUUGGCAAAGACUGAUGUAGUUCAAACAUUGCUCUUCCAGGAUGCUUUCUGGGGCUACUCUUAACAUUGUUUGAAUCCUGUUUCUUUUGCUGUCUUGGUACUGAAAUCCUCUUGAUCACUGGCCAUGGCAAAAGCUGUGAGCCAGACUAUAAGGUACCAAGCUUCUGGUGGGCCGAUGAGGUGCAACAAACCACCCUGGCCUGCUCUUAAAGCACAGCUCACAUAUUCCACUGGGCCAUAGUCUACUCACUCUCAGGAGCUGUCUAUUUGGUUUUCUCAAGUCGGAUGGGUUGCAGUAGCUUCACCCUUCUGUAAGCAAGUUUUGGCUUUGUCCUGACACAAAGGAGAGGAAUUGCGCCUCCUCCUCUUCAUCCCCAAGUUUAGAUUUGAAUGGACAAUUCAGACCUACUGGAGCAGUGAAUACGCUAGGCUUUCUGAUGCUCCAGGCUAUUCCAAUGCUUCCUGCCUUGGUUUUAUUGGAUUCAAAACAACAAUCAAAUAGGAAACGCAUACUUGAAAUAUUUUUCCUUACAUCUGCCUCAUCGACAAGAGAAAAGGAAAGUUAAUCCUGGCCCUAGUUCUCAUAAAUGCCUUCUUCCUGUCCCUGCAAAUUCCAGAAUGGCGUUGAUGGGAUCCAUCAUUCUUGGCCUCCGAAAUGUAAACAGGCAUCUCAUAAGCCGUCCAAACCAAGUGGAGCAUCGUGUUUCAUUUGGCAGCCAGUGCUGGAUGCUUUGCAGGGAAUGGCACUAAAAAUGGAACACCGAGGCAAUGUCUUUUCUGGGAACAGUACUUAGUUCAGAUAUUAAAGCCACUGGAUGUCCCUCCAUUGAGCAAGUUUAGGAGCCACUGACCUGAGCAGGUCUCUGGUCCUGGCUCAUUAAUACACGGGUGCAGCUUCUGGGCUCAUAGCUCAGGAAAGGAGCUGGCCAGAAUGAGGUAACUGGAGAAGAAGAAGAUGGGUUGCAAAGUGCUCCUCAGAGCCAGCUUCCCCACCAGACAGGGAGAAGCUAGCAUGCCUUUUACACCAGGAAGGUUUAGAAUAUGAAGCCGUAGGGAGCUGGAAGUCCUGCUACUUCCUGGAUCUCACUCAGGCCUAGAUCCAGGCAUGCUCAUAUGUGUUUUCCCUGCACUUCUGAGUUACCUCGUGUGCAUCUCUUUGAGCUCUUCACCAGUAACCCUGAUUCUUCUGCUUGGUUUGUCAUCUCCUCUUUCCCCGUGGUCCUUUGUGUGAUGAGAGGAGGAUGUCCGAGAGUUGGCCAGGGACCUAGGCAACUGAGAUUAAGCCCUCUGGUCCUGGAGUAGGGAUAUCUGGAUCCAGUGCCUCCUCAGCAUUACUGGCAGUGCGGUGGUCUUCCAGGGGGUGCUUCUCCUUCUCCAUGGUGACCACCAGGUUCCAGGUCUAGACAGGCUGACCCUUGACAUCACAGUAGGAGCCAUAUACAUUUAUUAAUACAGCUAUAACCCACCUUUCAUCGGAGGAGCUCAAAGUUGUGUACAUGUCACACACCCACACCCACUGUACAUGUUAUCCACUUGACCACCUUGUGAGUUAGGUUAGGCUGAGAGAUGGCGACUGGGCCAAGGCCACCAAUUGAGUGUCAUGGUCUCCCAAGUCUUAGUUCAGCGCUCCAGCCCACCAAACCUCAACUGCAGCUUCUACCUCAUGCUAGCCAGGCUGGAUGUGGGCAAUGUGGCACUCGCUAAAAAAACAAGGAGGUUCAUGCAGAAUGCUCUGGGGCAUUGCAAAGGCUCCUGGUUCGUAUACCGAGUGCUCCCUCAGGGUACCCUGGGUCCAGUUCAGUACCAGGCAAGGAGAAUACUACUUUCAGCCUUGUUUUGACCUUGCAUAUGCACCCAUGUUCCACUCUACAAUAGGGGUAAUGUUGGUGUGGAAACGUAACAUGUUGGGGGAUGUGUUCUGUGGCCGUGUGGCGUAGUAGUUGGCGGCAGUGGCCAUUGUUAAAACAGCUGUGGCACAUGCAGGAAGCUUUUUGCUGUCACCACAAAGUGAAAGAGUAGCAUUCGUUCUUUGGCUCCCAGCUCCUUGACUAGUGGUGUGUAGUCAUGGGCAUACAGCCCAGAGGAAGAAAAAUUCCAAGGGGCUUUAGAAUUCUUCCCAACAAUGCUCUUAUUUUUCUUUCAAAACUAUUUUUUCUUAGAAAAAGGGAACAAAUAACUCAUAUAAAUCACAAUAGAGACAAGACAGAAUGAAACAAAAUGCAUCGUGCUCCUAUAUAGACAGAUGCCUAAUACCUUGGGAUCUAGGACACGUGGUGAAAUUGACAAAUAGAAUCAGUGUCAGACAGCAGACAACCAUGUAAAGAAAUUUAUUGAGAAGUGGAGUUGGUUUAUUUUAUAUUGGAAUGAUAAAAUGCAGGAUACAGUAAAUCUUUGUGCAGUAUUAGGUGAGAUAAAGGCUGAGGUCUCGUGUGUGUGUGUGUGUGUGUGUGUGUGUGCACACACACACACACACACACACACAAACACACACAUAUGGGGGUUAGAAACAGUGCUUAUGGUGGGAAAUUUGAAAGUGAUUUGAUUGGCAUGAUGGCUAACAAUUACUUGUGGAAAAGGGAAAAAAGAGAUGUAGGAAUUGACGUAAUGCUGAUCUCAAACCUUUAACAUUGUAAUUUUUUUGUAACUUAAAAAUCACUUUGAAGCUAGAACAGUAUUGAAAUGAACAGGAUCAAAUUUCUUUGUGUGUUCCCUUUUUAGUAAUAACAGGUGCAGAUGCAGAGGUUCCUUUAGUGAAAAUAACAUACAAAAAUCUUAUUAGGGAAAAUGGCUUGCAAAUAGAGAAAUGUGCUCUUAAAGGAGCUUUGGUCCAUACAUUGCAGGAAUCAGGCCUUCAGCUGGAUGGCACAGAUCCCUUGGAACUCCUUUCAAAUUGAGAAAGCACUCCCUCUCACUCUUUUUAUUUUUCCGGCACUUACUGAAGACAUUCCUUUUUUCAACAAGCCUUUUAAGUGGAACCUCCCCCCCCCCCCGCCCCCGUAUCUGUGUUAGAUUUGAAAUUGUUUUUAUAUAUGACAGUGGUUUACAUAUGUUUUGAUUGUUGGUGUUUUUAUGAUUUAAUCCCUUCAAGAUGUUUUGUAGGCAGCUAUUCAUAAAUAAAAUAAGUGCUUACUAAUUCUCGUGUGGACUUUUUUAAAAAAAAAUGCAAACAGAUUGGAAAUGGGGCUUAAGACUAGUUAAGAUAAGAAACAGCAAUUGACCAAUUAGUCCAUUGCUACCCAGAAUUACUUAUUGGAUCCUUCCUGGUUUUAAACUGCCUCUCUUUUUUUUUUUUUUUUUUUUUUAAAGCAAUUUAUUGGGUUUUACAAUAAGAAUAAACAUAAUAAACAAUAUAACAUUUGUCUUAACAUAGUUUCACAUUUUCUUUGGACUUCCUCACAUCCCCCGCUCCCACUUUCAUCGUUAUAACAUUUUGUCAGCAAUUUAUCAUCUUAUUUAAAUUCUUAUAUCUCUUCAAUGUUUCAUAAUCUUAUAGUUCUCAUAAAGAGUUAAACUUUCACAGUCUUACUUAUUUUCUUAAAAACUUCUAAGUUAAGUGGUGCUCAGUUAUUUAGUCUAGCAUCUUAUUUAGCAUUCACUCAAAUCACAAUAUUUUUGUAGAUAGUUCUUAAAUUUCUUCCAAUCCUCCUCGAUUCUCUCUUCUCCCAGGUCACGGAUUCUGCCGGUCAUUUCAGCCAGUUCCAUAUAGUCUAUCAGUUGCAUCUGCCAUUCUUCCAGUGUGGGUAAAUCUUGAGUUUUCCAAUGUUUUGCAAGAAGUAUCCUUGCUGCUGUUGUUGCAUACAUAAAAAAUGUCUGGUCCUUCUUUGCCACCCCUUGGCUGACAAUACCCAGAAGGAAAGCCUCUGGUUUCUUGGUAAAGGUAUAUUUAAAUACCUUUUUCAAUUCAUUAUAAAUCAUUUCCCAGAACGCCUUCACUUUAGGGCAGGUCCACCAGAGGUGGAAGAACGUUCCCUCACACUCUUUACAUUUCCAACACUUAUUAUCAGACAGGUGGUAAAUUUUUGCAAGUUUAACUGGGGUCAUAUACCAUCUAUAAAUCAUUUUCAUUACAUUUUCUUUCAGAGCGUUACAUGCAGUAAAUUUCAAUCCAUUACUCCACAACUUUUCCCAGUCCUCAAACAUAAUAUUAUACCCAAUGUCCUGUGCCCACCUUAUCAUAGCCGAUUUAACCAUUUCAUCUUGUGUAUUCCAUUCCAACAGCAAGUUAUACAUCCUUGAAAGUACCUUAGUCUUUGGUUCUAACAAUUCUGUUUCUAAUUUCGAUUUCUCCACCUGGAACCCUAGUUUCUUAUCAUUUUUAAAAACUUCUUUAAUCUGAGCGUAAUGUAACCAAUCUCGCACUUUGUCUUUCAUUUUCUCCAAACUCUGCAAUUUCCAAUUGUCUCCAUCUUUUCUAGUAUUUCCCAAUAUUUUGGCCAUUUAGCCUCCAUAUUGGGUCUUUUCGGGCCUUAGCUUCCAAAGGUGAAAGCCACCUUGGUGUUUUAUUUUCCAGCAAGUCUUUAUAUUUUGUCCAGACAUUAAACAAUGAUUUUCUGACAAUAUGGUUCUUGAAGGCCUUAUUUGCUUUAACUUUGUCAUACCAUAAAUAUGCAUGCCAUCCAAAAACAUUAUUAAACCCUUCCAAAUCCAACACAUCAGUGUCUUCAAGAAGUAGCCAGUCUUUUAGCCAGCAGAACGCUGCGGCUUCAUAAUACAACUUUAAGUCCGGCAGGGCAAAGCCCCUCUUUGUUUUGCAUCAGUUAAUAUCUUAAACUUGAUUCUGGGCUUUUGCCCUGCCAGACAAACUUCGAAAUAUCUCUCUGCCACUUCUGAAAGCACUCCGUUUUGUCCAAAACCUGAAGUGUUUGAAAUAAAAACAACAUCCUUGGCAAUACAUUCAUCUUAAUAGCAGCAAUUCGGCCUAACAAAGAAAGUUUCAAUUUUGACCAACUGUCUAAGUCUCUCUUAAUUUCUGUCCAACAUUUUUCAUAGUUAUCCUUAAAUAGACUUAGAUUUUUGCUGUUAUGUUUACCCCUAGGUAUUUUACUUUUUAACCACAAGAAGUUCCGUCUCAUUCUGAAACCGUUCUGACUCUGUAUCAGUCAAAUUUUUCCCCAAAACCUUAGUUUUCUGUUUAUUUAAUUUAAAUCCCGCCACCCGACCAAAAUCAUUAAUCAAUUGUAAUACUCUUUUCGUACUGGGCUCUGGCUUCUGCAAGGUCAAAACCAGGUCAUCUGCAAAAGCUUUUAGUUUAUAUUGUUUCUGACCAACCUGAAUUCCUUCAACCAACCGAUCCCCUCUAAUCAUGUUCAGUAGCACUUCCAGAACCGAAAUAAAUAACAAAGGGGAGAUAGGGCAACCUUGUCGUGUCCCUUUUUCAAUUUUGAACUCUUCUGUGACCACAUUAUUAACUAUCAGUUUAGCUUUCUGUUCUGAAUAUAUCGCCUCAAUCCCAUUCUCAAAACCCCGUCCCACUCCCAUCUCUUUUAAAUUUCCCAUCAUAAAUUUCCAGGAAAUAUUGUCAAAGGCCUUCUCCGCAUCUAUGAAAAUUAAAACUGCUUUUGUAUUUAUAUCUGUUUGCAGAAGUUCCAAGAUGUCAAUAAUGUUCCUUGUGUUAGCAAACAGAUGUCUACCUGGGAGAAAACCGGCCUGGUCCUUAUGAAUUACUUCAUUUAAUACUUUUUAAAUCUACUUGCCAAAAUAUCUGCAAAUAUUUUGUAAUCCACAUUUAAAAGAGAGAUGGGACGGUAGUUCUUCAGUUGUGUCUUUUCAGCUUCUGACUUUGGUAUUAAUGUGAUGAACGCUUCCUUCCACGAAUCCGGUGCCCUCUUCCCCUCCAUAAUUUCAUUGCAGACCUCCAUCAAGGGUUGUAUCAAAUAGUCUUUUAAUGUCUUAUAAUACUUGGAGGUCAGCCCAUCUGGCCCUGGAGAUUUGCCAAGUUGCAUGUUCUGAAUAGCUUGUUCAAUCUCCUGUCGUGUUAUUUUAGAGUUCAGGAUUGUCCUGUUUUCUUGUGACAAUUUAGAUAAUCCAUUUUUGGCAAAAAUUGUUUAAUCUCAACUUCGUCUUGCGGCCCUUGGGUGUAUAAUUUUUAAAAUAUCUCUGGAAACACUUUCUAAUAUCCACUGGAUUCUGAAUGUUUUUCCAUCAACCUCUAAGUUUGUAACCGUGUUUAAUCUUUGUCUUCUCUUCAACUGCCAAGCUAGCAGUUUUCCACAUUUAUUCGCCGACUCAAACGUUUUUGUUUCAUUAAUUUAACCUUCCAUUCAAUUUCCUGAUUUAUCAAUUUAGAAUAUUGUGUUUGAUAGAGUUUAAUUUCUCUCAGAGUUGGCUGUGACUUUGGAUUCGCUCUUAAUUUCUUCUCUAAUUCUUUUAAUUUGUCCAAGAUCUUAUCUUUUUCUCAUUUUGUGUUCUUUUCUUUACUACAUUCUGUUGUAUCAAGAAUCCCCUCAUUACAGCUUUGCUUGCGUCCCAGACAAUUCUUUUUCCACCGAAUUGUUCAUGUUUAUCUCGAAAUAGUCCUUCAAAACUUUUUGGGCCUUCUUGGUAAUUUCCUGAUCUCUAAACAAAUUGUCAUUCAUCUUCCAUCUAAAGGAUCCAGUUGGUAGUAGUGUCAUAUCCAUCUUUACUGCAUUAUGGUCAGAGCAGGUCUUUGGGCAGAUUUCCACUUUUCUGACCUUAGGUGCCAGGCCUCUGGAAAUCCAUAUUUGGUCGAUUCUUGUCCAGGUCAGUUGGGCUUCAGAAAAGAAUGUUCCUUCUCUACCUAGUGGGUUCUUUGUCCUCCAAAUGUCAAUCAAAUCCAUAUUGUCAGUCAUUUCAAAAAAAGUUUAGGUAGUCUGCCGUCUUUUGUAACAUUUUGACUUUGUGACUUGUCCAUGUUAGUUGACACGACCCCGUUCAUGUCUCCCAUCAUUAUGAUGUUGUUGUAAUCCAGAUAUUCCAGCAUUGUCCCCUGCAGCUUCUUGUAAAAUUCCGAUUUCCCUUCAUUAGGUGCAUAGAUUCCUAAUAUCAGCAGUUUCUCUCCUUGAUAUUGUAUCUCAAUGGCCAAAAUUCUUCCAUGUUCAUCUUUAGAUAAGAAUUUAGGUGACAGGCUCUCUUUUGCAUAUAUCACCACGCCUCUCUUCUUAACUUUGUCCGACGAAACAAAUUCCUGGCCCAAUCUUUUAUUUAUUAACACUUUUCUGUGGAGCCUCGUCACAUGUGUUUCUUGUAAACAGAUAAUGUCCAAUUGUUCUUUUUUAAUAUAUGAAAUAUUUUCUUCCUUUUUCCGGAAUGUUACAACCAUUAAUGUUCCAACUCAGCAAUUGCAGAGACAUCCUGGAUCUAUCUGGUUAUUUCUCCAGGGGUGGUGUCUUCUCUGGAUCUUCAGGUUCCCCAGGUGCUGGUGUUAAUGCUGGCUUUGCCCCAGGCCCAGAAGGUAAUUCAAUUCCUUUUUGAAGGUCCUCUCCGUAUGUAGCCAAAAAUUUGUCUCUCUCUUCCAAUGUUCUAACUUUGACCUUUCUCCCUUUAAAGGUGAAAGAUAUUCCUUGGGGAAAUUCCCACCUGAAUGGAAUUGCGUUGCUCCUUAGUAGUUUAGCAAGCUCAGAAUAGGCGGCUCUAAGAUCCAGCAGUUGUCUUGGAAUAUCUUUAUAGGUUUUAAACUGCCUCUCCAGGGAGAGCCAAGCAAUGCACAGGGUGUUGAUACUGCUAUCUAUGCCUAGGGCUGGGAGAGGGGACCCAAACAGAGUUUGAAGGGCUUCUUGCUGAUGCUAAUUGGCAACUUGACUUAAGAUUUCCCACAAGAAAUGUGUGGGUUCCAAUACACUUGCAGAGAGAAGUUCCUUCCCAGUUCAGCAUAAUUGAAAUCCAAGGCUAUUACAUUAUGCAAAAACAGGGGGGGGGGUGUUAAUUGCCACUUCUGUGUUUUAUUAUUACUCAGUUCUAAAGAGCUUUUUGGCAUGCAAAGAACUCUGGAAUUUGGACAUCUUCAUUUGGAGCUCAGUGGGACUUACUCUGAAGGAAAGUGCACAUGAAAUUGCUGCCUUAGUUGUGUUUGCUUUAGUAAGCCUAUCAUGUCUUGCUCUAUCUAUCUAUGACACAGAACUGAGACAUGAUGGCUUGCCCAACACAUGACCACUCACCUACCUUGAGGAAACUGAGUUCAGUUUUACCAUGCUUUUAGCUGGGUGCAAAAGUCAAACCAGGAAAAGGUCAGGAUUUAAGGCGGCCUUAAAGCAGGGAAAGGGAACAGGCACCAGAGAUGGGUUCUGCAUACAGGGAACCAAGCUUUGAGGGUAGGACUUCAUAGGGCCUAGUAUACAGGGAGUUGCUCCUGGGGUCAGCUGCCAAAAUGCUCUGGCGGGUUGGGCUUGCAGUGAAAGGUGGUUUCCUCAAAGAACAGAGCUCAUUCUGUCAGAACAGUAGGAUUUUGAUUACCAUUUGCUGGAAACUGCCUGGGUUUCUACCACACAACACACACACACACACACACACACACACACACACUCAUAUGCCCUUACUCCUAACAACUUUCAAAUUGUGGCUGAGUCUGGCAGAAUUCUACUGCUUAAUUCCCUCUUUAUUUGCAUUGCGAAGUCACAUCGUUCCCUCGAAUGUUGUGGCGAUUAAUAAUUUCAAUGGAGCUCUGCAUGGCAGGUCGUUAAGAGCAAGAGCAGCCAGCCGCAGGCUCCGUGCCUGGCAUAGCAUUUGGCUAUGUUCUGACAGUUGUUAUAAAGUACGGGUUCUGAGCAUGCCGGGUUGGUGUCUGAAUUCGUGUCUGUUAGUGCUGAAGGUUAUUUAUGGGUCUCAUGCAUCGAGAGUGAGUCAUCCUGUAACUGUGCUUUUCCAGAUGGAAUUUCAGCUGGGAUUUUUCCUCUCAAAAGUCAGGGGAUCCUUCACUUGACAGUCUUGAGAAAUGCAGCCAUUGAGCCAAAUCCUAAACCCUAAAAAAUGAAAGCCAUUUAACUGAGCAUAUGUUUAAAUAUAUUAUAUAUUAUUACACAUUCCUCACUUGCUACAGUUCUGCUAUAUGUGAGUACUGUGCUAUGCAUGUUCUCUCAGAUGUAAGUCCCUUUGUGCUCUUUAAAUCCACAGUUUUCUGGUUCAGAAGUUACAGGAAACUGUGGCUUAACCACAGUCUCUCCCUUGAAGUCAUGUAAAUGAAGGGGAGGGAAGUGAGUGUGAAAGCGCAAGGCAUGUACUGAAUCCAAAAAGGCCAGGGUUUGUUGCAUCUGAACCAGUCUCACUUUCUGCGCACUCACGAUUCACACCACAGAUUUAGAUACCUGAAUGGAGAGCAUUUUUUUACUUCCUUGUUUGCUUUUUGCUGGUUGGCUGAGCAGCUGUAGAGUAUUUUAGUAACAUUCAAGAGGGUUUUCCUAGGGGCUUUUGACUUUCGGUGGAGGGUGUCAAAAUUCUGUGGUCGGGAAUGCAUAAGAAAUUUCCCCACAGGAAUCAGUGGAAAUCAUUGACUUGUUAUGCAAAUGCUUGCCUAAUGAAUGAUUUCUAGGGAACGCAUUGUGUUUGAAAAGCAAGAUCUGUGUGCAUUUGCUUUAAUUGCAGAUGUACAAGUGGGGCAUAAGUGGAGGCGAACAGCCAGUCCUACAAGGCUCAGGAUCUCCCAGAGGGGGACUUGGGGCAACCAUCCAAGGCUGCACUCUCAGUUUCAGAAAACUACAGCUAGAAAUUCUAGCAAAGAGAGAAAUAGGGGAGAGAAUGUGGCAGUUUUUUUGGGAGAGGGGAAGCACCAUGGCCCUCUCACUUCCUUAAGAGCUGAUGGUGAUCAUUUCCAGUGUUUAAUUGCUUAAAAACUAGCUGAUUUAUUGUGGCGUGAAUUUGACUCUAGUCCAUUAAAGAAAGGGGGCUACCUUGGCAUCCUGGUAUAAGAAGGUAUGGCAAAUAGACUUACUUGGGAAAUGUAAACAAAAGCUACAUAUAGCAUGAGAGAAAACACAAAGCCACAUUAUUGGCUACAUGGUGGAGAUUUAUUACUUUUACAAAUCACUCUGACAAACAACAGAAAGAUUCCUAAAGUGCUUUCUGAUUUGUGGGUUUCAUAAACCUUUAUUUGUCUAUUACAUUAACUGUAACUCUUAACCUGAUGACUGUAUAUGGAAUCGCAUGUGUGGGUGCCACUUCCACAAUUUUGCGACGUGUCAUAUUUUUACUUUGCAUUUCUUUGUAUUAUCUUCCUCCUUGUUCUACUUUGGGAGGGGAAAGGUGCAAGAAAAAAUACCUUUCUCAGCCAUCCUGAAGAUGCAGAGGAACACAAAAUGACCCCUAGCUAGAUUGAUCAUUUUUUUGCAACCCACCUUUCCAAAUGCACGAGGGUAGCUAAUAAUAAAAGCAUAAGACUGUAAAUUGACCAACUGCAUCUUAGAAAGGAGAAACAACGUCAUUGCAAGGUCCUACUAGAGGACAAAAGAGGAGCUUACUUGGAGAGGCUUUCUCUGUGGUAUGUUGCUCCUAGGUUAUGAAAGGCUUUACAAGCCAAACAUCAUUGCACAAAAUCAGCCCACCUUACAAAUCUUUUAUUCCACAUGAAGCUGCUCCCUGCCUCUUUGAUCUCCCUGGAUGUGCUUUAUUGGCCUAUCCUUUUAUAGAGUCUGCCACGAGAUGUAUUCCUAGGGAGGCUAAAGUGAAGUUGAUGCCCAGUGUUGUUGCAGCAUUUUAAUAGCCAGGAAGGAAAGAAAGAAGGGAGCAAAGUAAUGAAGCUCAGCAAUGGCAGAUUAACCUGGGAACAUUGGAGCAGGGAGAGGGAAUUGAGUUGUAAGGACUUUUCAGGAGCAGCAGCAGUAAAACCCUCAGCAGGAAGAGAAACCCGAAGAAUGGAAUAUGGUGCAAGGGAAAAGAAGUUGAGAAAAGUGGGUUGAGGCUUAAACAACAGACCUGAAUCAGGAUGCAACCAUUUUUUUCCUAAAUCUUAUCAAGUUUCAUUGCAGUAAAUUUUCAGACCUUCUUGUACUAGGUCAUUUUUGUUUCCCGUAAAACCUGAAUCAAGCAAAUGACCUGUUUGUGUUGGUGCUGACCUUUAAAGCCCUAAACGGCCUCGGUCCUGUAUACCUGAAGGAGCGUCUCCACCCCUAUCAUUCAGGCCGGACACAGGUCCAGCGGCAAGGGCCUUCUAGCGGUUCCGUCGCUGCGAGAAGUGAGGUUACAGGGAACCAGGCAGAGGGCCUUCUUGGUAGUGGCACCCGCCCUGUGGAACGCCCUCCCAGCAGAUGUCAAGGCAAUAAACAACUAUUUUACUUUUAAAAGACAACAGAAGGCGGCCCUGUUUAGGGAAGUUUUUAAUGUCUGACACUGUAUUGUUUUUAAUAUUCGGUUGGAAGCCGCCCACAGUGGCUGGGGAAACUCAGCCAGAUGGGCAGGGUAUAAAUAAAUUAUUAUUAUUAUUAUUAUUAUUAUUAUUAUUAUUAUUACUGUUUAUGUAGCCGUUCCUUAUACAGUAGGGUAGAGGUGAGCAGCCUUUGUCCUGGGGGCUCAGUGUGGCCCUUAGGGCCUCUCUGCCUGGCCCACAUCUCUCACUGACCCUGCUUCAUGUCUGAAGGUGUUCUUGAACUCUGAUAGUGCCUCUGACUUUUCUGGCUGAAGCAGAGGAAGGGGGGAGUGUGAGCGUGUGCAGAAACUAGCCAGUGUGCAGUAACUGGCCUGUACAAAGGUAAAGAUUUACGCUCAGUUCUCUGUCCGUUUUUGCUUCUGGCCCCGCCCACCCCAGGCAGGUUGGAAAGUUGCCCAGAAGGAAAUGCAGCGCUUGGGUGAAAAAGGUUCCCCACGCUUGUAAGUAGAGGAAUGUUACAGGUGUGUUGCUCAUAUCCGGUAGUCCUGUUUUUAAUCUGUUAGCAACCUUAUAGAUUCCCACUAUCAGUUCCAGAGGUGGUUUAUGGAGCUGCUGCAGAGCAAUGAGACCUUGAGGGCUCUUAGACUACAGUUCCCAUCAGCCCCAGCCAGCAUGGCCCACGGUUGGAUAUGGAUGAUGGGAUAUGUAGUCCCAACAAUGUCUGAAAGGGGGGGCGGUAUCAGGUUAGGGAAGGUUGGCGUAAGCCAGAGGUCAGCAAACAUUUUCAACAGGGGGCCGAUCUACUGUCCCUCAGACCUUGUGGGGAGCCGAACUAUAUUUUUGGGAAGAAAAAAAAAUGAACGAAUUCCUAUGCCCCACAAAUAACCCAGAGAUGCAUUUAAAGAAAAGCACACAUUCUACUCAUGUAAAAACACCAGGCAGGCCCCACAAAUAUCCCAGAUAUGCAUUUUAAAUAAAAGGACACAUUCUACUCAUGUAAAAACACUGAUUCCUGGACCAUCUGCGGGCCAGAUUUAGAAGGCGAUUGGGCCGGAUCCGGCCCCUGGGCCUUAGUUUGCCUACCCAUGGUGUAAGCUAUUUUGGAUUUGGAGGUAGAAGAGAUUUUUCUGUCCUCAGGGUGCCUUUUUGGAGCUAAGAUGUCACGCGUUGCCCAGGAAACAAAGAAGGGUGUUUUCAGCUGGAUGAGACCCUCUCUGAUACAUCUGGAAGAUGCUUGGUGUUAUCACCUCCUUAGGCAGUGUGCAGCACUAAGAGAAAGUUUUGGAAGAGCAGGGGAGAUUCAGCCUGUAGGAGAGGGUUUCCUUGGUUACAGAGAUGAGCAAAUGACGUGAAGGUGUCCUGGGGAGUGCUGGCUUCAGUAUUUAAUCUCUGUUUUCCCAGUUGGGGAAGAGAUGCAAAUAAAGUCCCCUGACAGCACCAGGAACUCAUUAUUAUAAUACUAAACGCUGGAAGGGACUUUUGAACAGCCUCAUUUUGACAGGGGCAUUCUAUGGAAGUUGCUUCUCAAGCAGGGAUUCACAUUUUGAACCUGCCCCAUGCCCCAACCUCAAGUACUCACUCCUCCUUUGAUUCUUACCAGCUCUCUUCUUGGAUUGGUGUGGGAGCAAGAUACUCCUGAGAAGGAUUUUUCGUUUGCUCCUCUACUACCACUGCUGAAAUGGCAAUGCCAAAAGAUGUACGCCUUUUGUCAUAGCAAUUCAGGAGGGAGGGCGUGGAGUUUGUUGCUUUGUUUCUUAGAUUGGAAUAACUUUCCUGCUUGCUCACCUGGAGUUGAUUUUUGCUCUCUGCAGGCGACCAGCAAUUCAUGUGCUUGAUUCUAGUUACGUGUCUUGAUUUCUGUUUAAGACUGGGAUAAUUUUCCUGCCUGCUCACCUGGGGUUGAUUUCUGCUCUCCGCAGGCGACCAAGCGAGUGACAGAUUUAACAUGCUUGGUUUUAGUCACAUGUCUUGUAGCCCAAGUGCCCAGCUUGCAAGCUUCUACUGUUCUUCUGUCUCGUCGGUAUCUGGCUUUCGUAUUGUUCGGGAACACUCACAGCAGCAAUCUGCUAGAACCAAAAACAAAAAAACCCCAGGCUCUUUAGUUAUAAAAAGAUGGGAGGUGCAGAGUGACUGGGUGUUCUGAAUUUCAACCAAGAUCAAAGAUUUAAUGAAAGCACACUCAGUGUGGGUGUUAUUUUUAGAGCAUUGCAAAAAAGAUUCUGAAUCCUUCAUUCUCAUUAACUCAGGGGUGCUCCAUCCUAAUGGAAUCCUGACAGCCCAGGGGGACAAAGUGAGAGACAGUUAUAAUUUCUAGAUUUGAGUCUUUAAUUUGUACUUAACUCUGCUGUUUUUGUAAAGUGGGGGGUUGGGGGAGUGACUUUGCUGCAGCCUUCAGCGACUCGAGCAGCUCACGAGUCUGCAGGUGGGUGAUGAGUUCAAUGGAUAUUGGCUUCCAACUUUAAUUUGGCUUUGUUGGAUUAAUUAGGCAAGGACAGAGAAAGCUAAUGGGCAUCAUGGUCAAAGCAUUGAUACUUUGGACAGUGGUGGAACUGAGGAAGGGGCUGGGCUGGGGUGGAGACGGGGUUGGCUUACCUAGUUAUUACUAUCUUGGAGUCUCAGUACUUAACUUUUUGCUUGUGGGUUUUUAAAAUUAUAAUAUUUAUUGAGUUUUCAUAUGCUCAGCAACACAAACUACAUUGCCACAGUCAAAACUUCCAAGUGGUCAUUUCCCCUACAUGUCACACCUGCUGCAGAGAGCCAUAAAACACAAACAUGUCCAAAGCAUGCAUUUACAUAUCAUUACGACGAGAAAACCCACCAAGGAAAGCUAGAAAGUCCAUUAUUACAGAUUGCAAAAUCCAAAGAGGCAAGCAAGAGGUACCCUGCUGAACACUUAAGAGAGAGCAACUAAUAUCUAAAAUAACCAACCUGACACAUUGGGUUGGAAUAGUUCUAUUAUUGUUCCUGUAACCAAGUGAAUUCGAUAAAUGAGUACCUAAGCCCAACAAAUAGCUUGCAUUUUCUUUGACCUCCUGAUCAUCUUGUACACAAGCUUCUCAAAUAGAGCUACUCUCCAAACCCACUAGUACCAAUAAUCAAGAUGCGAGAAUUUGAAGUCCUUCCAAGAUUCCCUAGUCAUAGUUUGAGCUGCUAGAAGAAGACGGGAGAUCGAUUCUCAGUUCUUCGGGUCUUUAUCUAGCUCUUCAAAUAAACUCAGUAACGCAAGUCUAAGAGAUGCUAUUCGGUUUUGCUUCUCUAUUUUAGAAAUCUCUCAUUCAGCACUAACAUUUUACUAGUGGUAGGUGAUUUUUUUUUUUAAAAAAAUACUUUAUCUAAAGAUUUGCACGCACAUCCCUUCAAUGUUUGUAUGCACACCAUUAAACAGGCUGCUUUCUAAAAGGGAGGACUGAUGGGAGCUAGGGGAUAAUGGCAUCUAGUGGGAUACCUUUGCUUUAGAACAGAGCAGCCAUCAGAAAGCUCUGUACAGCUUUGUUGUCUCUGCCAUCACUAAUGAUGCCUGACUUCAGAUUGGUUUGAAUGCCAGGCAGCACCAGGGGGCACGGUGUCUGCUUGGCAUUCGGUUUGUGGAUUUUAACUGAUACUCUGCAGGCAGCACCAUGAAAGCCUCUCUACUUCGUGCACCGAGGAGAGAAAGAGGGAAAUAGUGGCGUUGGUGUCCAUAUUUUGGUGGUCCAUUCUGUCUUCAUGCCACCAUUGGUGCGUUUUUCAUCUGGCACUGGCAGCAAACUGCUGACUCAUCGUUCUGUCCUUGGAUGACUGCUAAAUUCUGGUCAGUUGCAUAUGAGACAGGGGUGGUGUGAGGGGGAAACCAGGGUGUGAUCACGAAGGAGCCAGGUGCAGAGCUGUUGGUUCUGAGCAGUGUGUUCUGAGCUGGGGCUAGGCACUUGCCAUUCCAGGAAGGCUGCCUGGUGUUUCUCUGCAGUGUGCAAAAGGAUUGCCUUUCACCAGCUGGGCUCAGCAAGCUGUACUCCCUUGCUAAAAACAAUUGCAGUUCCGCACCCAGACAAUCCAAAUUCUGGAAGCUGUUUUAAGUUAUGCCAAUCAAACAAUCUUCAUUCUGAGUUUUCUAUUGAUACAUGAGUGAAUGGAAUUCCACACCCCACCCCAGAAAUUUAAUAUGGAGCCUGAGGAGGAGGAUAAUGUCCACCCCACAAAUCAUCCACCCCCAGGUCUUAAGGCAGCACUCCACACAAUACCUAUGCCCUAUCAGCCCAACUUUCAUUUAAAAAGAAAGGCAGAUAGUGAAAUGGAGAGGGUGGGUCUGUGUUCUCGGUGCCAAGAUGUCUGCAUUAUCUUAAGUGCUAAAGCCAAACAGCUAGAGAGCAAACUCAGAUAAUUGCAGAGUUGGAAGUAUUUUGGAGGCCAUGUAGACCAGGAAUGGGGAACCUUUGGCCCUCCAGAUGUGGCUGUACUACAUCUCCCAUCCUUCUUGGCCAUUGAGCAUGCUUGCUUGGCCUGAUGGGAGUUGGAGUUCAGCAGCAUCCAGAGGGCCAUAGGUUCCCCACUCCUGAUCCAGAUCAACACUCUGCUUAAUGCAGGAAAUCCGUGGCCAGAGCGCCCCACCAACAGGUGCCAGUUCUGCUGUCCUGCUUUGUGGUGCUGCAAGGCUCGACCAGGUUCAGGCUGGACGCAAGGCAAGGUGGCUCAGGCAGGGCACAGACUGGCUCCAAGCCUGUGCUUGGGGGACUAUAAAGCUCUGAAGUUGCUCAAACUGAACAGCAGCACCAGAUGUAGCCUAAUAGUUACCAGCACCUUUGCUGCAGGAUGCUCCUCUACUUGAAGAGGCCCAGCCUUCUCUUGCGAUCUUCUGCAGUGGAGUCUUGGGAGGCUUAGGGCUUCCAUUAUCUUCUACAGUGGAGUCACGAGGACGGCGGUGAAAGCCACUGGCCUCACAGGUUCAUUGGGUUGCAGCACUUUUGGGGCUCCCCCUGCAUGCCGUUCAGAUUCAGAGUCCUCACCUCCGGAACAGGAACUUUACUCCUUCCCUCUUCCCUGUGCACACAUCUCAUGCCUCCAGGCCACAAACCUGCUGUUGGCCCUUUAUGCUCGUGGGGGGGGGGGUAUUUGAAUGAAGGCACGGAGUAUCUCAGGCUGGCCUCUGUUAUACCCUCUUGCAUGCUCCUCACCCCUAGUGUCAGAGGGAUGCAUUUUACAGCUCAACAGGUUGCUCCCUGAGCCAGAUGGUUGGACUUGCCCAGCAAUUCAGCAUGGAAGAACAAAGCAACGGAGGUGUUGAUCAAGAAUGGCUGGCCUCUCAUGAAAAUACUGUAGGUCCCUUUGCCAGGGAGUCGGAGGACAGAACACGCCGUGCUUACCAGUUGUCUUCCCACCCCUAAACAGCAGGGCUGAAUUUAGAGGAAUUAACAAAACCCAUAACAGCUCUGAGAGGAAGGCAGCACGAUUUGAAGGUCUCUAUAGUGGCGAUUUGCAACAUAUCGUUGCAGUGCGGAGCACUUCCUGUCCAGGAUUCAAGGCAUUUCAUUCUUGCUUUUGCCCCCUCUCCAGUGGAGGCAAUAGUAGAUGGGGUACUGGUGCAGGAUAGGACCCUCUCCAUAGUGGCAGUUAGUCAUUAUUUCUGCUUUAAGGUGCAUUGAGCACCACCAUUUCUGGUUUUUCAGCACUGAUUAAAGACAUACCUCUUUGCUCAGGCUUUUGGAGAACACUAGGUUUUAUAGCCAGUUGCUGUCAAGGUACAGAAUACAGUGUUGCUUGUGUAAUUAAAAAAUACAGAUAUAGAUAUAUAUAUAUAGAUAUAUAUAUGAAUAUAUGGAGCAGCACAGGAAGACCGUCCGGAAACCAUUUUUACUCCCAAACUGACCAAAUGUUUUCUCUGCAAGGAGGGAGGGGGUGAGGGAACCUUCCCAUUGUCUCAGGAAUUGGGAAAUCACCAUUUCAAAGGAAUGGCCAGACUACCAGGAAAGGCAAUCAAAUAAGGCAUUAUCAGAUAACCUGACAGACAGGAAAACAUUCAAAUUUCUGUUGUAGACCACCUCUUCUGUGAUGUAGGUAUGAUGUUUGUGGGGGGUGGUCUUGGGUUACACCCCUUCUGUGAUGUAUGUAUGAUGUAUGGGGGGGUGGUCUUGAGCUCCAGGGCAGGGAAUUUAAAAUGGCAGGCACACCUUUGUUCUGGGUCCUCCUCCAUCCUUCUGCGUGUGAGGGGAGCACCCUGUUGCAACAGCUUUAAUAAAGAUCAGGCUUACUAGCUGCUUUGCUUCUCAAUAUUCUCUGGUUGGCCUCUGUUAUUUUCUCCUACCAAUAGGGAACCCACGUAAGGACUCUAUACAGGCUCUUGGAUACCCCAUAAGGGAAAAAGGGCAGAUUUUGUUUACAACACUUGUUGUAUAACUUAAUUACUUGAAGAGAUGCUGUGUAUGUUUUCCAGUGUUUUAUUGCACUGUAUGUUAUCCGGUGCUCACCUGCUUGGUUCCUAUCUGUCUGUGAGGAAAUAAAUACAUGAAUAUUAAUGUUUCAAUUUGAUGUCUGUAUUGUAAUUAUUUUUAAGUGUGCUAAAUUUAAGUUUGCAUACUUCUGACAUGGUUUACAAAACGUAAAAAUGGGUUGCACAGCAUUGUUACAAUAUAGAAUAAUUAAAACAACACCACAGUUAAAAGAAACAGCUAAAAACUCAGCUAAAGGCCAGCAAAUUAAUUGUGGCAUGGAGCGUUAGCAUUAAAGGGCAGGGGAUCAUUCUGUGACUGACUCUUUUGCUCAAAUAAACUCCUGUCUUGGUUUUUGGACUCUGGGAAGCUGAUGUAAGAGGGUGGGUGUGGGUGUGUGUGUGUGUGUGUGUGUGAGAGAGAGAGAGAGAGAGAGAGAGAGAGAGAAAUUACAUAUUAAUUUAUUCCCACAGUGAAAUCCUAUACCUGUCUACUCAGUAGUAAUUCCCACUCAUUUUAAUGCGGCUUACUCCUGGGCACAUAUAUGAUUACAGCCUAAGGCUGAAAGAAGGAUUUAUGCAAAUAUAUCCGGUUUGUGUAAUAUACUGUAUAUAGGUAAUAGAAUUCAACUUCUCCCACAGCAAAUUCAGGUUUACUUGAAAUGUUGUCUUUCAGUUGGGGUCCUUCUGCCCUCCCACGACUCUGUGCCAUUCUCUUUGUUCGGCCUUUGCCAACAUGAUGCCCUCCAAGUGUUUUGGGCUACAACUCCCAUCAGGACGGCUGUACUCGUUGUGGCUGAAGGGAGUCGUAGUCCAAAUUAUAUAGAGGGGACCAGAUGGACAAAGGCUUUUUGUGUAACUGUGGGUGGAAGAAGUUCUGGGGUCAACACAAUGCAGCUGAAGAGGAACUGACCUUUACCGUCUUGCUUCUCUCUCCCCUUCCAGGGUUCCACGUGAUUCCAACCAUUUCCAGUAUAGUUCCAGAGAGCUGCUUACUGAUUGUUGUAGGGCUGCUGGUCGGGGGGCUCAUCAAAGCUGUGGGAGAGACCCCUCCAAUCCUAGAGUCGGACGUCUUUUUCCUCUUCCUGCUCCCGCCCAUCAUCUUGGAUGCCGGCUACUUCCUCCCCUUACGCCAGUUCACAGAGAACCUGGGCACCAUCUUGAUCUUCGCCGUGCUGGGGACGUUGUGGAACGCCUUCUUUGUGGGCUCGCUGAUGUACGCCGUGUGCCAGAUCAACGGCACCGGUUUGCAGGACACCGAACUCCUGGCUUGCCUGCUUUUUGGAAGCAUCAUCUCGGCAGUGGACCCUGUUGCCGUGCUGGCUGUGUUUGAGGAGAUCCACAUCAACGAGCUGCUGCACAUUUUGGUGUUCGGCGAGUCUUUGUUGAAUGAUGCGGUCACUGUGGUAAGUGAAAUGGACCGUAAGUUGGAACAUGUGCCAGCUGCCUCAGGUUUUGGAUUUGGGGCUCUGUUUAAGGUGGAAGGAUAGGAAGCAGAUCUGAUCCCUAGGGCACUAUCCGUCAAGCGCCACACAAACGGGUUGGCACAAGAAUGGGAAUGUAGGGUUGUAUCCAGAGUAGUGCUACAUGACUUGUUCCAUCGGCUCAAGGACUUCUGCAGUGGAACUUUCCCUUCUUUUCUCCCCUUGUGCACCCCCUAAAUCAGUUCUAGGGGUUCUCCCAACCCUCCGGAACAGAUUUGGGGAUGUGUGUGUAGGAUAUUUCAUUGCACAAGCAUAAAUACCGUAUUUUUUGCUCUAUAAGAUGCACCAGACCACAAGACGCACCCAGUUUUUGGAGGAGGAAAACAAGGAAAAAAAUAUUCUAAAUCUCAGAAGCCAGAAUAGCAAGAGGUGAAAGCAGCAAUCCCUCUUGCUGUUCUGGCUUCUGGGAUAGCUGCGCAGCCUGCAUUCGCUCCAUAAGACACGCACACAUUUCCCCUUACUUUAUAGGAGGGAAAAAGUAAGUCUUAUAGAGCAAAAAAUACGGUGCUUGUGCAAAAGGAACGAGUACUUUGCAUACCACCCUUGGUAUGUUGGUCAAGGUACACAGUCCGCCUUUGUCUCCAAAACUGAUCACGUAUAUGCCAUGGAAUUUUGCAGGAAGGGUGUGAUGUAGUUGGAGCAACAAAUGUACAUGCUAUCUUUGAAUAUUAGGUUGGUUUUUACACACACACACCCAUCCUUCUCUGUCCUCCACCCAAGCAAGUGAAAGGCAUUAUCAGAGGAAGCGCGUGGUCUAGUUUGCUGAAAAUCACUUUUGUUUGCAAAGCAGGGGUGGUGAGGGGCUUGGUCUGGAGAAGCGGGGUAUCUGGGGAGGGGUUGUAGCAUGGGGAACAGUCCUGAGGGUCAGAUAGUGUGGCUUGGAGGGCUACCUCCGACCCCUGGGCUCUACCUCUGCCGUAUACUGUAAGGCAAAGUCUCUUAAGAAUGACCUGGAUGUAAACUGGAUGAUCAGCCAGGGCAUGAUUUCCACUUUGCCGGUGAGGAAUUGCUGUCAGCAAAUGGCUGAGAAUGAAGAAGCAGUUGUGCCUUUGCUGUAGCUCUUGUGUUGGUCUGGUUGCAAGAUACCGAUACCCUUCUGCCUGUAGAGAAGGGGAAGGGCUGUAGCUCAGUGGGGAGCAUCGGCCUUGCAGGGAGAAGGUCCCAGGUUCAAUCCCUAGAUUCUCCAGGCAAGACCCCCCCCCCAACUCUGAAACCUUGGAGAGCUGCUGCCAGAAGAAGAAGAAGAGUUUGGGUUUGAUAUCCCGCUUUAUCACUACCCGAAGGAGUCUCAAAGCAGCUAAUAAUCGCCUUUCCCUUCCUCCCCCACAACAAACACUCUGUGAGGUGAGUGGGGCUGAGAGACCUCAAGAAGUGUGACUAGCCCAAGGUCACCCAGCAGCUGCAUGUGGAGGAGCGGAGAAUCGAACCAGGUUCACCAGAUUACGAGUCUAUCGCUCUUAACCACCACACCACACUGGCUCUCUUGCCAGUCAGUGUAGACAUUAAUAAACUAGCUGGAGCAACAGUCUGGCUCUGUAUAAGGCAGCUGCCUGUGUUCCAGUGCUAGGGCAGUUAUCUUGCAUGCAAAAGUUCCCAGGCUCAAUCCCUGGCAUCUCCAGGUAGAGCAGAAGAGGCUCUCUGGCUGAAGCCCUUGGGUGCCAUUGCCAGUCUGUGUAGAUGUUACUAAGCUUGAAGGCCCAAUGUCUGACUUGCUGUAAGGCAAUGUCCUAGGUUCCUGUGCCACAUUUGAUGCUCCCUGCUCUUUGCGGGGGUGGGGGAGAGCCUUUGGGGGACAUGCAGCUUCCCACAUCUCGCCUUAUUGCCUGCCAAACAUGUGAUCUGGCAGGGACAGAGGAGAGCCAAGCUGGGACUGAAGAGAAGAGAGAGAAUGUAGCUCUCUCCAGCUACAAACAUUCAGGCUUGCACACCUGGUGGGAUUUGUGUGUGCUUAAAUUGUCAAUGGGCAUCGCCUUGCCAUGCCUUCCGUUGCUGAGGCAGAUGAGGAUUUUCACCUCACCCAUCAGAAAGCACUUGAAAGUGCAGGGGGAAGGAGGGCGUCAGAAAGCUGAUUUAUGACUACCAAUGUGGCAAAAGGGCAUGGAUGGGUGACUCAUCUGCGUUGAGGCCUCUGCUGCCCAAGAUGUGUACUGUUACUUCGUAGUCACUCAAGAGGGUGGUGCUCCUUGCCUUUUCCAGAAGGGGUUUCUCUGGUGUGGUUGUGAUUUAUUGCAGCUAAUGAACUCCUUUGCCCUUUGACAGUUUGAACCUGUGGCUGUUCUGUUUUGGCAGCAGCGUUUCCAGUUCCAAAAUGCUGCGAAGCUACCCAGGGGGUGCUUCUACUCCCCUUCCUAAUGGGUGGGACACAGAGUCCUCCUUGCCCGAGAGGAAGGCAUUUCUGUCAGCUCCCCCCCUCACACCCUGUGCUAUUUAGUAGAGACCAGUGGGACUGUGGAGGCAGGAAAGUUGAUUGUUAUAAAUCAAGUUGAAUGUGCAGUGCUUAGGCAUACUGUAACUCACAGUCCCGUACCAAGCUUUACAUAGGAAUUCAAAGAAAUCAGAAAAGCGGUACAGUUUUUAAAUCAGUGAUUAAAACCAGUGCAGUUUUGUUCAGCUCACCAUCUUGAUUCAAAAUGGCCUCCUUGAUCUCUGGAACUCUCAUGAAAAAUUUGGAUAUGAUAUCAUAAGAGCAGGGCUUUUUUUUCCAGCCGGAGCUCAACUCUGGCACCUCUCAGGUGGGGCACCAUUGCCAUUCUAAGAGAACAAGGGAGAAGUUCACGGUGAGCUCUGGGACCUCUUUUUCCUAGAAAAAUAGCAUUGCUUUAGAGGUGAACAGUGAUCAGACAAACCACUUUCCAAAAUAUAUCGUAGACUAGCAGAAAGUACCUGGUGUUGCUCAGGAAUUCUAAGAAACAGCAGAGUUCUGAGAUCUCUAAAUGGAAAAUGUAAUUUGUUAGUUUCUAAGGCUGUGCACAUCACGCGCAUGCAAACCAGAAACACUCAAUCCAAAUUCAGCCUCAAAUCAAUUCUAGGGUGGGGCUAAUGUUCAAAGGGGGGGGGUUGGGGCUGCUCUCAUUGCACCAAAGGGAAUAGGAGGGUUCAAUCCUACUGCUUCAUUUCCCAUGUGUUCCCUACUACUUAAUAUAUUUAUCUGUUUCACAAGAUUCAUGGACCACUUGAUUGCAAUUAAACCUCAAAACAGUUUGCAAAAAGAAUCAGGGUGGAUAAAAAUCAAUGAUUUUUUUAUUUUAAAAAAUGGAUUAUUAUUUUUAAAAUCAGAUUUUUUUAUUUAAAUCAGAUUUUUUAAAAAAUUAAAUUAGAUUUUUAAAAUAAAAUGCUUUUGGAGGAAAAAUAUUUCUAAAAAGUUUUCUAUUUAGGUUACAUUAUAGUCCAAAGGCUAUUCAUCAGGAAAUAAGGAUUUGUUUUAAGUUUUUCAUGUGUGUGUUUUUUUUAAAUCGUUUAACCACAUCAGUUAACAAACAUGGAUACAUAUGCUGUAAUGUUAUUGUUUUAGUUAAAUAAAUUGUUUAAAUUGUUAUUAAGGAAAUGAUUAUUUUUCUCCAAAAAGUUGUCCAAAUCUAAACAAUAAUUUCAUAAUUACCUGUCUUUGUAUUUCUAAUAGUAUAACCAAAUCAGUAUUUUUUGAUGUAACUGUAAAAACUACUCUGAAAAAUUAUUAUUCCAAAAAUGAAACUGUCAUCUGGUUGUAAAUAUUAAGAUUAUACCAGCAAGAAUGAGUCUUUCUGACUAGUGAUUUAAAUCUUGAUUUAAAUUGAUUUGAUUUAAAUCAAAGCCACCCUGAAAAGAAUCAAAUCAUAAGAUUAUCAGGGUUUUUUUAAAAAAAGUUAAAAGCAACUUUUCCAAAGCUUUCAAAAAAUAAUUAGCAUCAACAGUAAGCUAAAAACCCAGUUUAAAACACACGCCAGCAUUCUACAUCUCUGUACAGGCUUGCCUAAACAAAAAUGUUUUAGCCGGCGCCAAAAAGGGUAUAGUGAAGGCGCCUGCCUGCCUGAUGUCAAUAUAUGCCCAGUAGUGUAAACAGAUCUCCGCUUGCAGUGUUCUCAGUCCUGUUCACUAUUAUUGUCCUCUGGGGUUUUUAAUUUUUUGCUACUAGUAGUACACACAGUAAUUCAUAAGGCUUAGAUCAUUGAAUCCUCACUUGGCCUGAGGCAGACUGAAUGCUGACAGACUGUGGUUUGCAAACAGAGCCAACCUUGUGCAUGUGAGCUGUGUCCUUUCUCUGGAGCGCUGCCCUGGUAGCCUCUCGCUUUGCCUCAGAUGGUGAGGCAUCCCUAAGAUGGUUCUCUGCUGAAGGUCUUGCUACCCAUAGAGACAGAUGGUCCUUCAGGAAUCCCGAUCCUAAGGGCCUUAAAGGUCAACACCAGCUCUUUGAAUGCCUCACUUCAUGGGAUACGGUGCGCCGUUCUGGUCAUCUCACCUUAAAAAAAGGAUGUCAUAUAGUUGGGAAAGGUUCAGGAAAGGGCAGCCGAAAUGUUAAAAGGGAAAGGUUGCAGUGUUUGGGACUUUUUAGUUUGGAAAAAAGGCAAGUAAGAAGUGAAAUGAUAGAAGUUCAUGCAUUUGUGCAUGGCAUGGAGAAAGUGGAUAGAGGAAGGUUUAUUUCUCCAUUGUCUGUAACACUAGAGUUUGUGAUCUUGUUUUCCCCUUUGCACAUGCCUUUCCAGAACACAGGGCAUGGCGAGAAAGAGGAUGCAAUGUUCCAAACCGGAGAGAUCUUUCCAAGACAUUGGACACUGAGCGACCUUUGGGCCAUUGCCUUAAUGGGCCAAGGCAGGGAGUGCCAUGCUACGAGGCCUUGCCCUUUUUGUUUGCUUCUCCUAGGAACAUAGGAAGCUGCCUUAUACAUUGCCUGGCACAGGCUCUCCAGGGACUCACACACCCCUCCACUCCAUCUCCUUUGGUUGAGUUCACUGGUGAACUUGGUUCUGAAUCUGACCUAAGAAGGGUAGGAUUUUCCCUUCCAUCCUGGUAGGGAAAAGCUCAUUUGCCAAGGGGAGCUGAAUCUAUAAAUUGGCUCUAAUAAGCCUCCCCUCCAGACUGGUUUUUUUUAAUGCCAUCCCUGAAUAAGCAGUAGAAUCUUGAGAAGGGAGAAGCUAUAAAAAACACCAUAUGUAAUGGAAAUUGAGAGCAAGAGGAGCAAUGUUAAAGCAGUAGGAGAGCUUUAGCCAAGUUUAUACAGCAGGAAUGUGGAACCUGCGGCCUUCCAGAUGUUGUAGGACUGACUCCAACUCCCAUCAGCCCCAGCUGCCAUGGCCAGUGGUUAGGGAUGCUGGGGGUUGGAGUCCACAAAUUUCUGAAGUGCCAAAGAUAUCCCAUCCGUUUUACACAAGCCAAUUCACACAUCACAGUAAACCAUAGUUUACUGUGUGUUUACUAUUGUGAACUCAAUGAACUUGGCUUUUUUGUUCCUCCCUGCUGACACUGGGGAGAAACAAACCACAGUUCCUAGCUUUGCCCUGCAUCCGAGCCAGGGAACCUGGAUUGUUUUGCUCUCAACAACCCCUGAUCAGUGAGCCAAAAACAAAGCUUGUCUACAGAUUGUGUCUUUUGGGGAACAAAUCAAACCAUGACUCCUAGUUCAGAUGUAAUGCUAAAGUAGGGCUCAUGGUUUUGUUUCCUCCUAAUGUAUGUUGGGGGAAUGGAGCAGAACAAGAUGGGAGCAGUUUGCUUGUGCACAGUAAACCGUGGUUUAUAGUUUGCCACGUGCAAAUGAGGUCUUUUAGACCUAUGUUGUAGCUCAUGCUCAUCUUGGACGUGUCAACAAAGGAAAGUGGUGUUGUUUUUCUAAUGAUGGUCUUUCGUAACUCUUCUAGAGCUCUGUAACAGUAAGGGAGGCUGCAGAAGGACAGAGUUAAUAGGCAGUUUUUGAAAAAGGCUGGUCAAGGUUAAAAUUCCAAGAAAAUUGUACAGUGGAGUUUUGGUAUUUUGACACUGAUGGAACAGGCUUUGAAUUUCACUUCCCACUUCGAAAAAGCAUUUGACAAUGGAGGCUGCACUGAAUGUGCUUUAGCAAGAAAUAAAUAGCUAAAUAUUAAAACAGGAGCUAAAAAUUAAAAUGUCAAAAAGUUAGGACAGCACACUUGCUCCUGGCCAAUUGUUUUUAGAGAGAGAGAGAGAGAACACUAGAUUGGUGUAGACUAGUGUGUGUUUAGAUGUAUUUACUGUUUUCAUCAGCAUGCAUCAGUAUUAUUGCUACUUCUGACUCUUAAGUUAGAAAGAAAUAUUCAGGUUUUUUUGAAUGAAUCAUUUUCAAGUCAAAACAGCCCUUCUUAGAAAUUAAGUAUCAUCAUUCCCUUCAAAGGGUUGGUCAUUAAGCCAAGAAUGAGCCUGCACACUUCCCAUCUUUUCAAUUUCUGUUGCAGACUGGCUUUGACACUUGAAUCCUAUUCUCAUUAAGCCACAGUUCCCUGUUACAUCUGAAACAAGGAACUGUGGUUUAAUGUCAGUUUACCCAUGAUCUGAGUCUAGCUGAAGAUCCUGAAUAGUAAACGGACAUAACAAAGGAUAAGGAUCAGAGCCCUGAAACCAACACAUGGGAGACAUGUGAGCCCAAUAUUCAUCACUCAGUUCCUGAACAAUGGUUUAGGAAACCAGGCUCAUUGCAUGCAAAAAAUUGUUUUAAAAAGCCCUAGGGGUGACACUGAAGGUGUAGGGCAGUGGUGAGGAAUUUUUGGCCCUCCAGAUUUUCUCAACUCAUAACUCUCAUUACACCUGGCUGUUGAGUGUGUUUGCUGGGUCCUGUGGGAAUUCUUCAUCAUCUGGAGAGCCAAAGGUUCCCCAUUCCUGGUAUAGAGGCCAGAGAGAGAGAAAGAAACACAGAUUCCUACUAACUGCAUAUUAACCAACUCACUGGUGGAAGCAGAGCAAGAUGGCAGCUCUUUUCCAACUAUUGAUCUCAGGGUUCUUUUGUUCAAGCAGAGGAGGGCUGCUUAGUCGUCAGCAUUAGCCUUGAUAACUCUUAAGGCAGCAAUUAGGAACGAGGUUUGUAUCCAGCAGGAUGAGCUCUUGUCUAUUUUUAAUGCUCCCUUUUGAUCCAUUUCUCGAAACCUCCCCACUUGCCUUGUGGGAUACUAAUUUCUCGUCUCUCUCAUGUUGGCACACCCGUGGCCAACCUCUGAUCAGUGCUCCCGUGAGCUUACAUUGCUUAUCCCUCCCUCCCUCCCACUUUUGUCGUUCCAGGUUCUCUACCACCUUUUUGAAGAGUUUGCUACGUUCGACAAAGUCACCUUUACCAAUAUCAUCCUGGGUUUCCUCAGCUUCUUUGUGGUGUCUCUGGGGGGCGUCUUUGUCGGGGUUGUCUAUGGCAUCAUCGGAGCCUUCACCUCCCGCUUCACUUCCCAUAUCCGUGUCAUCGAGCCCCUCUUCGUCUUUCUUUACAGCUACAUGGCGUACCUGUCCGCAGAACUGUUCCAUCUCUCGGGCAUCAUGGCGUAAGUAUGGCUGUGGGUGGGGGCUUGGAUGCCACAUUUGAGUUGGAAUGUAGGAAGCGGCCUUAGAUGGAGGCAGACCUUUGGUGUAUGGAGGCUCAGGACUUUCUAAAGGGGUGUAUCCCUUGUGACCUAACUUGAUUGUGUUUAUUAAUUUCAGGCUAACAAUCUAUACAAUCCUUAUAUGCAGGCCUUUGGUGCAUAAUAACGAUGUGGUGGGCAGAAACAAAAAUUCAACCAAGUUGUAAAACCCAGAACGAAACAGCAGCUGCUAGCUCAAAAACAAACCUUGUGCUAAAUGUUACAUGUGAAUGCAGCCACUAGGAUAGCAUGCAUCUGUAUGUGAAGACCUACAUAUAAGUCACUGUGGAUCGGGAAUUCUAAAACAAAAUUCUCAAGUUAGUUAGCAGAGCUGGACAAAGACCUGCAACCAUAGGCACCAGCUCUAAGGGGCCUAGACCUCUUCGGGCCUCCCCAAAUUGACCAUGCUGAGCCACCCCAGCCUCCUUUUCUGCUGUGUGAGAGCACAGAUAAGCUGCCCAAUCUUUCAUCUCUCCCAGGGCACCCUCUCUCUUCCCCUCCCCUCCCCUCCAGCACCCUUGUCCUGGACCCAGUGCCCCACAAGCCCCCCGCCACCUGUUGGCAUCUGGGUGGGGUAGGAGGGGGAAGUGUUCAGGCUGGGCCUACCAUUAUGCCCCAGUGAGCCCCCCAGUGUACAAGUUCUCCUGGCAACAUUUCAGCAGUGGGUGGGGGCCCCAUAUUUUAUUCAACUUGGUGCAAGUUUACUUGCUAUUGUUUUAUUGUUGGGGGUGAGAAACCCUUGCAGGUCUCCUUCAAAUUACCCAGCUCUCCACCUGAUCUCCCUUUUGCAUGCGCACACAUGCACACACACACCAGUGUACGAGUCUUUUUCUACAAAGGCAUUGUCUCCAUGUAUGAAGCCUGCACUGUAUGAAAGCUCUCCCAAUUGGUCCAGCAAAAUACAUGGUCUCUUCCUGUUUUGUAACCCUGUUUUCUUAGAGGCUGACAUAGCAACAGCUCCCCACCAAGCUCAACAAGUGAGUCAUCAUCGGGUUGGAUUGCAUCAGCCAGAAAAGGAACAGUGGCCCCCACUUGCAUAGUUUGAAACCAGCAGGCAAAUGAGAAGCAAUAGAGAUAGCUCAGUUGGUAGAGCACGAGGCUCUUAAUUUCAGGAUUGUGGGUUCGAGCCCCAUGUUGGGCAAAAUAUUCCUUCAUGUCUGAAGUUGGAGUAGUGUCUCUUCCAACUCUAUGAUUAUGUGAAUCCAAUCUGGGCAGAAGGCCAUGGGAGCACUGCAGAGGGAGUUAGGACCCCCCAACCCCCAUUUUCAGCUGUCAAGACUUGAAUACAUGGCCCUGUUGCUUUACUGCAGCCUUCUUCAACCUUCGGCCCUCCCUCUUAACACCCUUAUAACAAACUACCAUAUUUUUCGCUCUAUAAGACGCACCAGACCACAAGAUGCACCUAGUUUUUGGAGGAGGAAAACAAGAAAAAAAAUAUUCUGAAUCUCAGAAGCCAGAACAGCAAGAGGGAUCGCUGCGCAGUGAAAGCAGCAAUCCCUCUUGCUGUUCUGGCUUCUGGGAUAGCUGCGCAGCCUGCAUUCGCUCCAUAAGACGCACACACAUUUCCCCUUACUUUUUAGGAGGGAAAAAGUGAGUCUUAUAGAGCAAAAAAUACGGUACACUUCCCUUCAUUCUUUGGGGGAAGCCAUAACUUUUUACAACUGGCGUGAUGCUGCUUGAAAUGCCACUGGAGCCCAAGUGAUGUAUUGGUGUGCAUGAGCCUGUCCACAGACAUUCCUGUUUCUUUGGGCAGGGAAUGAAGUCUGACUGUUGCUCCACUCAGCUCACACUGACUGGCAGCAGCUUUCAAGGGUUUCAAAUGGGAGAUGCCAGGGAUUGAACCUUUGCAUGCAAAGCAGAUGCUGUACCCACUGAGAUGCACUUUUUCCACUAUAAGCUGGAAGGAGCUAUCUUUAUGCUGGGAUCUAGCCCCCCCAAGUGUCUUUUCUGACACUUAUGUAAAGGUCUCUCCUGCCCCUAAGCUUUUUAACUGGGUAUGUCACAGAUGGAAUCUGGGACUUCCGUGCAGACAAAACAUGUGAUCUACUACAGGGUUUUGGCCCAUUCCUUAAUCUCUUAGGCCCAGUCGAAAUUGGCUGUUGUGGACUGUAUAGAGUCUGCAAAGGUAACAAGGCCUCCCUGAUUCUUGAGAAGAAAUGAACGAAUCCUGCCUGCCCUGUGGCUUUCCAUAGCAUACUUCUUCCUCCCUUGCAGGCUCAUUGCUGCCGGAGUGGUUAUGCGCCCUUACGUGGAAGCCAACAUCUCCCAUAAGUCCCACACCACCAUCAAGUACUUCCUGAAGAUGUGGAGCAGCGUCAGCGAAACCCUCAUCUUCAUUUUCCUCGGUGUGUCCACAGUGGCCGGGAAGCAUCACUGGAACUGGACCUUCGUCAUCUGCACCCUGCUUUUCUGCUUGAUCGCUAGGGUUUUAGGUGAGGCUGUGGGAGGGAAAGUUGCAGGAGAUGUGGGGGUGGCCUCUGCCCACAGCUUGUGCUGCCGAAGGCAGGCCUCAAAUCUCAGGUGUGUAAGGCCUGAAAAGGGCCAGAACAGCAGGCUUAACAGGAAAAGGAUCCCCCAAACAAGCCCAAGGCAUCUGAAUGCUUUUCUUGUGUCGAGAGCUUCAUGUAUUCCACGUUUGCACAUUAUGGCCGCAUUUUGGACAUCAUGAGAAACCAUCAUUUAUCAAGAUGGGAACGAGCCUAAUCUUCCUCACAUUCUCCACCUUUUGAUUUCAGUCGGCUGCAGCUUAGCAUUAGCACUUGAAUCCUGAACUUGUGCUUUUUUGAAGUUGGCUUGUUUCAAGUUAGUUAAGAAUAGUUAAGAUAAGGUUCAGAAGACAUCACAGAAGGUGGCUAAUAACAACAACAACAACAACAACAACAAUGAACAACAAGAGAAAUUUUCAAACUCUUCCUUGCAGGAGGUGAAGGGGGGUGGAGUUGCGUGAGCCCAGGAGGAGGCUAGGUUCAUCCCUGUCUCAAAAAACGUGGUUCAUAGUGAUUUCCAGAUGUAUUGGCUGAGCCUCUCUCUUUCUCUCUGCUUUUAAAGACUGCAUUUCAAACCUCAUUGGAGCCACAUCUGUGUGUGUUUGGUGACUUCCUCAUUCAAAUUUGGUAGCAUGCACCGCGUAGGGCUAGUGUCAAAUUUAAGCAGAGUCUGGUUGCCAGCGGAAGGAUGAGGAAUACGUGCUGCAUACUCUAUAUUGCUUUAUUUACAGUUCAAAGCUGGUAUAUUACAGAAAGACAUCUUGCCUCUGCCGGAGCAGAAAAUGCAUCCUCUCUCCUCGACAGCUCGGAGAGAAUCACACAGUGAAAAACAGGAAACCAGUGUACGUCACAUCCAGCCUCCCUUUCCCGUGAGAAACUCCAACAGUACAGACUGUGGAAUGUAAACACCUGUCUCGUGACAAGCAGAGCUGCACAGUGAAGGAAAGCAGAAACCAACAUCCUCCCCUUUCUGUGAACAUCACUGGGCAGCGUGUUUGCACAAUAUCAGUACAAACCCAACUUCUGCACAUAGGUACAGUGUUGAUCCCUUGAUACAAUCUUGGACAAUACAUCAGCAGGAAUUUCAUUACCUGGCAUAUAGGACACCGUUACUGAGUCCCUUCUGAAUACAUUCCCUAGCAUGCUGCAACUUUAAUUGCAAGUGCUUUGUGCUUUGCUUACAACCUUCAGACUUCAGCAAAGCCAAACAUGCUUUGUUGUCCUGGUAAACCUGGAUUGGACAUUUGACAGGAAUUUUCAUAUCUUUGCACAAUUGUACUAACCAUUCACAAUCCUUAAGUGAAUAAGACAGUGCAUUCAGUUCGGCUUCACAAGUACUUAAGCUUACUGUUGUUUGCUUCUUGCAUGACCAAUCAAACAGACUCUGAUUGUACAUGUAGCAAACUCCAGACGUACUUUUCCUGUCUGUAGCGUCACUUCCAAAACUUGCAUCUGCAAAUAUCUCAAGACCACCAGACUUCUGAUUGUUAAAUCUCAGUCUGUAAUGCAUAGUGCCUUUCAAAUACCGCGCUAUGCGUUUCAGAGCUUUCCAAUCCUUGACACUAGGAUUGUUGACUUGUCUGCUUAGCAAAUUACAGCUAACAGCAAUGUCUGGUCUUGAACAUCUGGCAAUGAAGUUUAGCUUGCCUAGCAUACUCCUGUACAGUGUAGUGUCAGAAAACGCUUCUUCAGUGUCAUCUACCUGAUAACCUGUUGUCAUCGGUGUGUCUACAGGGUUAGCAUCCAUCAGAUUUAGUUUGCUUAACACAUCAGCAAUUUUCCGUGACUGGUGUACUAGAAUGUUACCAUCUUGAUCUCUCUCUAUUUCCAGAGAUAGGUAGUUGUUUACCUCACCAAGAUCUUUCAUGUCAAAGUGCUCUGUCAGUUGAGCUAGGGCGUUAUUGUACAUUGCGACAUCUUUCCAAAAGAAUAAUAAAUCAUCAACAUAAAACAAACAGUACAGUUUCUUUUGCCCCUCCUCUUUGACAAAUACACAUGGAUCAGCUUUCCCUUGCUGAAAACCUAGAGAAAACAAUACUUCAGUGAGUUUUGUGUGCCAACACCGUGCACUUUGUUUGAGACCAUAAAGGGAUUUCUUCAGAGCACAAACAAAUCCCUGUUUUACCUGUACGCCAUCAGGUGGAAGCAUAUAAAGUGAUUCAUCUAGAGAUCCGUACAGAAAAGCUGUAUUUAUAUCAUGGUGACUAAUGUGUAGAUUUUCCUCUGCAGCUAGCUUAAGCAUAAGCCUAAUGCUUUCAUAUCUCACUGUGGGUGAAUAGGUCUCGUGAUAGUCUUGACCUGGUACCUGUGCAAAACCUCUGGCUACCAAUCUGGCUUUGUGUCUGACUAUCUUGCCAUUUUGAUCUGUCUUCGCUUUGAAGACCCAUUUGCUUCCAAGCAGUUUCAUUCCUGGAACUACUGGAACUAGCUCCCAUGUUUUGUUCCUUUCUAAGGAAUCAAGCUCAGCCUUCAUGGCAUUUAACCAUGGCUCAGCUUCCUUUGAAUCCAAACCCUGGAUUUCUUGGAAACUUGAAGGUUCAAAUACCUUCUUGGAGCUUUUAACAGCUGUUACUGCUAUCGUAGCAAACUCAUCAGCAAAUCUCUUUGGAGGUUUGCCUUUUGUGGCUCUCUGUGACCUACGAAUUAGCCUUAAGUCUUCAACACUCUCCUCUUCCUUCUUAGGAGAAAAACGACCUAUUGUGAACAAUGGUUCCUCCAAUUCUUGAUCAGAGCUUUCAGAGGGUCGCAUAGAGGCUUUCGCACUCUUGAAAUCCUCUGAAUCACCCGAUUCAGUUUCAGAUUCAGAUUCAGAACCUUCAUCAGUGGGUGUGGGUUGUUGUGGUUGCUUUUGACUAUCCUCAGUCUCAUCACCGUCAUCAGGAUAACAUUGGAAAAUUCCCACAUUCUCCCCCCACUUUGCAUUGUACUCAACACUUCUCGUGAGCUUAAUUGUCUUGGAGUCAGUCAUCAUUAUUCUGUAAGACCCUUUCUGAUAACCUAGAAAGAUACCAUGCAAUCCACGCUUGUCUAACUUGGAGUUUUGUGGUGAGCGAACCCACAUGUCAGAACCAAAAAUCUUCAUGUGUUUGAUGUAUGGCUUCUUGCCAAACAUCUUCUCCUAGAGGUACAACCAAUCGCUGAAGAUAACCUGCGAUUGUAACUGUAAACAAAACACGAGAGAGAUUCGGCCCAAUAACUCUCUGGAAGAUUGGCAUCAUGCAGCAAGGUUUUUAACCCUUGAAGCAAUGUCUGAUUUGCCCGUUCCGCAAGUCCAUUCUGCCAUGGCGAGCGAGGACUAGACAAAUCGUGUUGAAUUCCUUUCUCAGUCAGAAAAGCUUCAAACUGCUGAGAAGUGAAUUCCCCCGCGAUCACUGAAAAGAGUCUUUAUCUUCUUACCAUGCACAUUUUCCAACCAAGCACAGAAUUCCUUGAACCUAGGAAAAGCCUCCGAUUUCUGCUUGAGAUUGUACACAAAAAUAUAUCUAGAAAAUGCAUCAAUGAGAACCAUGAAGUAUCUAUUUCCACCCAAAGAGGGCGCUAGUGGUCCAACCAAAUCAGCAUGAACAACCUGGUAUGGUUCUGUAGCUUUCCUACUAGACACCUUACCUUUCGCAGCCAUUUUCACCUUGUUUGCUGCGCAUGCUUUGCACUUCAUGUGGUACCUGCAGGGUUUAAUAGUCAUACCUUCAACCAAGGCAGGCAUUUUAGAUACUGCCUCAAAAUGCAAAUGACCAAAUUUUCGAUGAAAAUCGUGAAUACAUUCUGCAUGCAAACUUUUGUUAGAACCUGCAAUGCAACAAGUGUCAUCCUGCACCACAUCAUCAUAAUACAAAACAAACAAAUGAUCAACAUAUUCUGCAUGCAAUACAUAAUCAUUUUUCUUUGUGAUGAUGCACUUCUUGUUCUUGAAGGAAACGUCAAUGUUCCGCUCAUUCAGCUGUCCAACGCUGAGCAGAUUAUGUUUGGCGUCUGGCACGUAAAGCACAUUCUGUAUCGAUAAGUCCAAAUUGUGAAGAACAACAGUUCCGUAGCCUUUACUGGGAAUAGUGUGGUCAUCCGCCUGGUGAAUCGCACCUUCCUGCGGUGUAAAAGACACAAACAGUUUCUUAUCGUUGCACAUGUGGUGGGUCGCCGCUGAAUCAACAACGAAGAAAGAUCUAGACGUCUUCUGGACCUCUGCAACCUUUGGAGUGAAGCGUGAAACCAUAGCCUUGUGCUGCGUUGUCCUAGACACCGGACCUUUGCCUUUGCCUCGGCCUUUUCCGCGCGAUGAGCUUUCGCUGCGCUGCUCUGUCUUGGCCCUGGGAUGUCUGCAUUCCCUCUUCAUAUGGCCUAGACGUCCACACGAGUAGCAUUUCACUGCCUUCAAAGCUUUGGCGCCAUCUGGUGGUUCCACUGCACUAUGGGAUGACGUCUGUGAAGACUCCCCUUGCCCAUGCAGCUAGCACCCCGGCGAUCUGCUUCAUUUAAAAUCACGGCAGUAACAAAGUCCACUGUCAGCUGAGCAGAUGGUUGCACAGCAAUCUGGGUUGCAACAGACUCCCAACCUGAACCCAAAGAUUGUAGUAUCAUGAAAGAAUACACAGCCUCUGGAAAGUUGAGUCCUCUCUGUUGCAGCUCAUGUCUCAGAUUUUGCAUCUCCAUCAGAUGUAAACGCACAUCUCCACCUUCAGCAAGAGCCAUAUUAUGCAGCUUGUUAAAGUAAAACAUAGUGGAUCCAGCUUCUGUCCUUAAGUGAGCCUCUCUCAAAGCGUCCCAAAUUUCUCUGGCUGAGGUCUUAUCACGCAAUAGACAGAGCUCUUCUGGGGAUACUAUCAAUGUAAGAGUUCCCCUUGCUUUGGAAUCCUUAGCUUCCCAUGCAUCUGUAACUGGAACUGGGGGUUCCUGUAAUCACCUCAAACAAACCCUCUUUCCGCAGAAUUGCCUCUGCAUACUGAACCCAGUCGCUGUAAUUUUUCUUGUUGAGCUUAGGAAUCCCACAAGCAUCCUGAAGGGCCAUCAUGACUCUGGCAUUAGCCUUCAGCGUCAUAUGCUGCUUUAAAUCUUGCUGCGUCACUGCUGCAGCUGCCGUAUUACAAAGGCCCUUAAAAGUUACUUCGAUUUCCCCAGCAUAGUGACUUGUGCCUGGGAGCCUUUUGCCUAUUCCCGGCAAAACCGGCUUUAAAAGUUCAAAGUCCAGCCAUAAAGCCAUUAACUUGAAGCUGGCAGGCUGCCCGGAGCAGUAGCACAUACCUCAUCAAUCACCUCUAGGCGCAGAGCAGAUUCCGUUCCGAUCUGUUCCUCUGCAUUCCGAUCCUUUGCCGGCACUCCGAUUCGACUUCUGGAGCCCAUAACCACGUGUUGAUUUAAGCAGAGUCUGGUUGCCAGCGGAAGGAUGAGGAAUACGUGCUGCAUACUCUAUAUUGCUUUAUUUACAGUUCAAAGCUGGUAUAUUACAGAAAGACAUCUUGCCUCUGCCGGAGCAGAAAAUGCAUCCUCUCUCCUCGACAGCUCGGAGAGAAUCACACAGUGAAAAACAGGAAACCAGUGUACGUCACAUCCAGCCUCCCUUUCCCGUGAGAAACUCCAACAGUACAGACUGUGGAAUGUAAACACCUGUCUCGUGACAAGCAGAGCUGCACAGUGAAGGAAAGCAGAAACCAACACCUUGCAGGAGGUGAAGGGGGGGGGGGGGAGUUGCGUGAGCCCAGGAGGAGGCUAGGUUCAUCCCUGUCUCAAAAAACGUGGUUCAUAGUGAUUUCCAGAUGUAUUGGCUGAGCCUCUCUCUUUCUCUCUGCUUUUAAAGACUGCAUUUCAAACCUCAUUGGAGCCACAUCUGUGUGUGUUUGGUGACUUCCUCAUUCAAAUUUGGUAGCAUGCACCGCGUAGGGCUAGUGUCAAAUACCACCCAAAUUAUACAAAUUUGACAUAAUUUUUAGCUACGUGGCAGAAUUCUUUGCCUUCCCAUCUGUAGCGACAAUAUACGGACCCUGAACUUUACUUUUCCCUUAACUGGUACCAUUCCUUUUUAUCAUUUCCUCAGGUGUCCUGGGGCUGACAUGGUUCAUUAACAAAUUCCGCAUUGUGAAGUUGACUCCAAAGGAUCAGUUCAUCAUUGCCUACGGUGGCCUACGGGGUGCCAUUGCCUUCUCCUUGGGUUACCUCCUCAAAUACGAUCACUUCCCAAUGAGAGACAUGUUCCUCACUGCCAUCAUUACGGUCAUCUUCUUCACAGUGUUUGUGCAGGUAGGCCUGUAGAAGCCCCUCUGUUUCCCAGGCCUGGGGGCAUCAUGGCAGCAAUGAGGUCAUGCAACAAAAGGAGGUGGUAGACCAGACUGUACUUAAGGAGACCAUUUUUAAUGGUCCCCCAAGAAAGGGGGCGGGAACUAGUGGGAUAUGGGGGAGUAAAGUGGAGUAAAGGCUAAAUUAAUCCAACCAAACACAGUCUAGAGUCCGUAUUUAAGGCGUGCUGAAUUCAACCAGGCUUAUGUCUCCACAGGGAAUGACCAUCCGCCCUUUGGUAGAUCUCUUGGCUGUGAAAAAAAAGCAAGAGACUAAGAGGUCCAUCAAUGAGGAAAUUCACACUCAGGUAAUAGUUCUGUUUUACUUUGUGCUGAGUGGUCUCUGUGUGUGUGUGUGUGUGUGUGUGUGUGAGAGAGAGAGAGAGAGAGAGAGAGAGAGAGAGAGGAAGAACCUCUGUUUAGCUGCCUUAAUACUAGAGUUUGCAUUGAAAAGCAAACUGGCCUAAUUCACCUGUCACAGACUUUGACAUGGAAAUCGUAACAGAGCUAUCAACCACAUUAUACACUUCUCUACAUUUUGUCAUGCUGUUAACACACACAAAAAGCAUAUUUUAUGGGAGGAAAGGAACCCCCCCAAUGCUUAUUUUAGAGGAAGAAUGUGUACAAAAUGUAUACAAUUUAAAUGUGAUGGUAUGUGUGGGUUUUGUUUGCAAAAAGUGGGAUGAAAUAACAUGAAUCGGUAAUAGGCUGAUUGUCGAGCCAUACUUACUACUCUUCUAGUUCAUAUCAGGUUCCAAGUUACACUUUACAAAGUACAAAAUAACGUAACUUUAAAAAACACACACAAAAAGAUUUAUUGGAAGCUGAAAUAUGUCACCUAAAAUCAUCCAGUAUUUCUUGUCUCAAAGAUUUCCCAUAGCUUAAUUCAACAAAGCACUGGUUGGUAUAGCUUGCUGGUGCCACCUAGCAGCUGAUCAAGGCACUUCAUGUAACCCGUGUCCUCAAAUUCAGUUAUUUCCUGCUAGUGGGUCAGGACCACGUGGGUCACACCUAAGAUGGAUCUCACCAGUGGCAGGGGGAAAGGUGGCAGUACCAAUUCUAAACCACUCACACCCCAAAAGAACAAAAUUUGCAAGAUGCUGAGGAAAUGCUAUAGUUUAUUUGCAAAAGCAUUCCAGUGGUCUAGUUGUGAUGGUUUGCCCCUUGUUUCUGGAAUAAUAUGUUCCUUUGACUGGGGAAAAGGAUCUCCACAUACCAAAGCUAAGAAAUAGCAAUUCAGGGCCAGAUUUUUUGCUACCUGAGGUGAAACAGCAACUGGUGCCCCACGCCAAGCACCAAGGCCUGUCAAGUUAUUCAGCACCUGAAUAUGAAAAUCCAGCAAGCGCCUCUCCUCUCCCUGGUAGCAAAAGUGCAAAAUAACAAACCUUUGCUGCCCUUUGAAAAUCAGCUUCCCAAUGAGACUGCCUCACUCUGUCUAAUCGUAGGAUCAGCCCAUCUGAUAAAGUUGUAAUACUCAAAAUCCGUUAGAGAUACCAACAGAAAGUGGGAAGGCUUUUGCAGAUAAACUGUAACUUUUCCACACUAGUAGCUUUUUUAAAAAGUUGUAGAAGAAAAAUGUGGUGGCGGCAACUGGGGGACGGGCGGGGUGAGAAUAUGUCUGCAUAACAAUUUUUAAAAUACUAGAUCUUUACAGUCAUAGCUCCCUUCUCUCCCACACCCGUAAUUCUGGAAACUAACUGUAACUUGCGUUCAAGAAUUUUGACAGGCCUCUGACUAUCAUCCUGCACAUGUAACCCCUAUUGCCGUCAGGCGAGCACCUUCAUUGUUCUCUUUUUGGACCCUGCUAAGAGCAUUUUUGUUUAGACGAGUCUAAUCAGAUACGUGGAAUGUCAAUGUCUGCUUUAAUGUGUUUUUAGUUUAUUGCUGGUUUUAUUUUGUUAAUUCUUUAAAUUGUUGCUUUUAACUGUUUUUACUGACAGUGUUAUUGUUUUGUACUCUUGGUAAAAAAAUUAAAGAAGCUCAAAGCAGUUUCCAGUGAAGCAGCACAUACAUUUUAUGAAACAAAAUGAAAUAAAUAAAUACCGUAUUUUUCGCACCAUAACACUCACUUUUUUCCUCCUAGAAAGUAAGGGGAAAUGUCUGUGUGUGUUAUGGAGUGAAUGCCUACGGAUGGCGGGGGGCUCUGCUGCAGUCGUGAGCAGAGGAUCCAUGGUUCCCCUUCCUUCCCUCCUCCGUGGCCCGCUUUGAAACAGCAAAGCGGGAGAAGAGCCGCUGAGUGGGGAGGAGAGAGGGACAGAGAGCCUGCUUGCUUUAAAGGAGCAAAGCGGAGAGGAGAGGAGCCGCUUACAUGAGUCCGGAGCUGUUUUUUUCAGCAAGCCGGGGAGGAGGGAGAGAACAGCUCGCUAAAUAGCAGCAAAGUUUUUCGCAAUCAGGCUCUCUGUCCCUCUCUCCUCCCCACUCAGCUGGCUAAAUAGUAGCAAAGUUUUCCAGCGAGCCGGGAGGAGGGAGAGAAGCAGAGCCUUUAAAGGAGCAAAGCGGGAGAGGAGAGGAGCCUUCUCCCCUUAUACCCCUCUUCUGCAUUAUUAGCAGCAUCCUUCUCCACCCACCCCACACGUGUUCCUUGUCCCUUGAGUGCUUUUCCUUCCCUCCCCACUUAAAACGUGGUUACAAAGCAUGGAUCCACAUGGAUCCUCAGGAUUUUUGCAUUGGGCUACCCCAACCUCACCAUCAGAUCACAUAGCAUGUCCAUGGCUACAACUUGCACCAAAAAAAUCACGCACCCACUGUUGCCUGGGGCCGCAGUGGUGCAAAAAUGUGGUUACAAAGCAUGGAUCCACAUGGAUCCUCAGGAUUUUUGCAUUGGGCUACCCCAACCUCACCGUCAGAUCACAUGUCUGUGGCCACAGCAUGAACCACAAAAAUCAUACACCCGCUGUUUCGUUUAGAAUAUUUUUUUUCUUGUUUUCCUCCUCUAAAAACUAUGUGCGUGUUAUGGUCGGGUGCGUGUUAUCGUGCGAAAAAUACGGUACAACUCCCAGAUCCUUUGGGAGAAGGGCCAACAGUUAAACCAGUAUGUCCGAAGCGUAAAUACUAGAAAAACCCCAAGAGAAGAAACCCAAGUCAUGAUAAUCAAUCACUAGUUAUAAUUUAAUUAGGAGGUUUCAUGCCUGUCUAGUUCUGUGCUCCCUUUCCCAGCCUUUAAUCUAUUGGUGAUUAAUGCCUAUAUGUAACCUUUGCUUUGUAUUUGUGUCAACCAAUCAGCAACGAGUGCACCUGUGGCAAUGUUGUAAUAUUCAAUAAAAGAGUCUCCUCGGGACUUGCUCGAGAGAUGCCUCUCACAUGACACUUGCUACUCGUCUGUAGUUAUUUCAACACAACAGAGGAACAUGUAUGUUAAAUAUGGAACCUAGUUUUGAUUUGUUUUAGGUUGGGAUUAAUGAGUCCCAGCCUGAAAAGGCUGAGGGAUGAUACUCUAAUGCAGGCAUAGGCAAACUUAGCCCUCCAGAUGUUUUGGGACUACAACUCCCAUUAUCCCUAGCUGACAGGCCCAGGGAUGAUGGGAGUUGUAAUCCCAAAACAUCUGGAGGGCCGAGUUUGCCUAUGCCUGCUCUAAUGGCAUGCUAUGUAGCAUUGGUUCUCUCUCUCUCUCUCUCUCUCUCUCUCUGUCUCUCUGUCUCUCUGUCUCUCUCUCACACACCCCAGUUCAAUUGCUAAAGAACAUUCCUGCACAGUCAGUAAGCUGUAUUUUAGCCUUGCUGCAAUUCCCUUUUCGAUCGUUAUAGUGCAAUAUCUGGCCUUUAUUAUACAGAUGGGAAGUUCUCAUCCACCCCACCUUUUUAACUAGUUAAAUGUGUGCUGCAGCACAGGGAAGGAAGCACAUACAUCUUUCCAGGGUUUGUUUAACUUCACCAGCCGGUGAAAGAGAACUCCUAUGCUAGAGCUGCACUGGAACGGGGUGAGAGCAGACCAUGAUAUCCUCUCCUCCAAAACGUUUAAUGAGCUGCAUCCCUCAUCGCUGCCCAUGUCAUGCUAAAACAAUACCCAUGAGCUCUGUGUGUGCUGCCACUACAGUCACACUUGUCCUAGGUGCAAAAUACUGCAGGUGAAAGGGAUGGAGCGUGGAGGGGGGUUGGCAAGGAGAGAUCACUUCAUCACCAGGUUGUGCUUCUGUUGCAGAGAUCAGGUGUGCCCUGUAGAUGAGGCAAAAUCCAUACUUUUUGUUUUCCUCUCUCCUUCAAAUAGUUCUUGGAUCAUCUUUUGACUGGGAUUGAGGACAUUUGUGGCCACUAUGGCCAUCACCACUGGAAGGACAAGUAAGUGCUACUGAGCUAGGGGAGAAAAUAAUAAGUUGCUUACAAUUAUUAUUGUCUACUAUUGUAACUGGAUUUUUGUAAUAAUCACGUUUGGGAAUUCUUUUGUUUCGGUUUUCUAAGAUGCCACAUUAACAUUUGGGGGGGGGGCUUAAUCUCAAGGACUCUACAUGGUGCUAUUUUUUAUGAGCUAAACCCCAGGCUGGCUAACCUGUGCCGCUACACCACACACCCCAUGUCGUUUGACUCGAACACCCAUCGCCCCCAAUCAACAUGGCCAGUUGCCAGGAAAUGAUAGGAGCUGCUGUCCAAAAUCUUCAGGGUGGGCGAUGCUUAUUGUAGCUUUACAUUGUUGUUGUCUUUCUCAUCCCCUUGCAAAGGCUGAAUCGCUUCAACAAGAAAUACGUGAAGAAGUGCCUAAUUGCUGGGGAGAGGUCGAAGGAGCCCCAGCUGAUUGCCUUCUAUCACAAGAUGGAGAUGAAGCAAGCCAUUGAGCUGGUAGAGAGCGGGGGAAUGGGCAAGAUCCCCUCUGCCGUCUCCACUGUCUCCAUGCAGUAAGUAUCAUGGAGAGCAAGGGAGGUGGGGCUGUUUUAUUCAUUAAAGGGGGAAAGGCUUACUCUGAUUGGAGGAAACACAGUGCUUUUGAGUGUUCAAACCACUUAACAUAUACAGUCGUACCUCGGAAGUCAAAUGGAAUCUGUUCUGGAAGUCUGUUUGACAUCCAAAAUGUUCAAAAACCAAGGUGAGGCUUCUGAUUGGCUGCAGGCAGCUCCUGCAGCCAAUUGGAAGCCACAGAAGCUGCAUCGGAUGUUCGGGUUCCAAAGAAUGUUUGCAAACCGGAACACUCACUUCCAGUUUUGCGGCGUUCAGGAGCCAAAACAUUAAACUCGCAAGGUGUUCAACUUCCGAGGUACGACUAUGCUACUUUGCUAACCCUUUAAAAAAUCCCACUGUAAAAAAACCCUGGUAUUACUGGCCUAUACACUAAUUCUGUUAGCAUAAGGAUUUCUGCUUGCACAACAAAACAUUCCCCACCUUCUCAUAGGAAGCUGCCUUAUACUGAGUCAGACCAUUGGCCCAUCCUGCUCAAUAUUGUCUACACUGACUGGCAGCAGCUCUUCAGGGUUUCAGGCAGGGUUCUCUCCCAGUCCUAUCUUCUGCAUGGACCCCCUGCAUGCAGAGCAUGUGCUCUAAUUCUAUAAGCUUUAUAGCAGGCACCCCCAACCUUCGGCCCUCCAGAUGUUUUGGACUACAAUUCCCAUCAUCCCUGACCACUGUUCCUGUUAGCCAGGGAUCAUGGGAGUUGUGGGCCAAAACAUCUGGAGGGCCGCAGGUUGGGGAUGCCUGCUUUAUAGUGAUGAAUAAAUUGUGAUUAGUAAUAGAGCAUUUUGAUUUUCUCUUGUAGGUCAAACCUUUGAAGCUUUUUAACCUUCUCUUAAUCUUUCAGAAAUAUCAAUCCGAAAACUUUGCCUGUGGAACGCAUCCUGCCAGCUCUGUCGAAGGACAAAGAGGAGGAAAUCCGAAAGAUCUUGCGCACCAACUUGCAAAAAACCAGACAGAGGGUAAGAAAGAGGACCCCGUUAGCAUCUUUGGUCUGGAAAACUGUGGUAGGUCAGAGCUAUUUCCAGUGCACCUUCUUCCAGGGGCCCCCACUCACCAUCCCUCCGAUUCUCGCAGUCCAUCAAAAAUAUUUACAGGCCGGACCCGCAUUUACAGCCAGCUGGCAACCCAAGCAAACUGGCAAAGCAAACAAAAAAUUGCUUUGUUACUUGGCCAGAUACAUUGAUGAAUGUGAUAAAUCUGCAGCUUGGUUCAACAAUUUGACGUAAUAAACAAGGCAAUAAAUGAACAUCACUCUGAGGGUAGAAAGGCCUUUGUCUGGCUUAAAGGUAGGGGCAGCAAAUUGACCAGUCUGCUAAAAUAUGGGCAGUGAUGGGACUGCAAGCUGAGGAUGGAACCUGUAGUCAUCAGGCAGAUGAGCAUGUGUGCCUGGAGCAAUGAUACACUUGACUGGGGGGAGCGGUAAGGCUUGCACAGCAGAAACAGAUGCCAUAUGGGGCUCCUGAUCUGUGCACCUCCAGGGGCCUAGCAGAAAUGAGCCGUGAGGAGGGGCCUCUUUGGGGACACACCUGUUGCAUCUUCCUGUGCCCACCUAUGCCCAACCUUAUGAUGGUAGACAAGGCAUUUGAGAAAGGGGGAAGUCUGAAGGAACAGCUGCUGCCACCUGUCUGCUAAGAGGGGCAUUGCAAAGCCUUCAGCAUGUUGGGGCUGCAAGAGAAGAUAAAUGUUCACUCUUGCAAGUGAGAUGACAGCACCCCCAGAUUUUGUGGGCAAAGAGGAUCCCAGAUCAUCGACAUCUGAAACCUAGCGGAUGAGCCUAUUCAAACAAAACAAUAGUGAUUCAAACAGUGGGGAAUUGUCAAAAUCAAAGUUGGUGAACCCCUAUGCGUUAGCAACAAUGGCUAAACAAAAGAUUAUUUUUUCUGUAUAGUAAAAACAAUUAGUAGUUUGAAUGAAUGAAAGCAAAACAAAAAUUUGUUCAGCUGUUUUAUUCGUUUUUAGUUGCUUUGCGUUAGUGGCAUUGUCUUGCAUUGAAGAGAUGGGCUAGAGCUCUAUCUACAGUUUGCAAAAAAGUCACAAAUUGGGGAAAGAGAGAAAGCUGUGAAACUGGCACAGUGGGGAAACUCUCUUUAGUUAAGAUAAUCAUUAGGUUAUUAUGUUUGUCCACUUUUUCCCAGUUGCCUAUAACGCUGGGACCCUUUUGUCUGACCCCCUGCCUGAAAUUCUUCAGGCAUGUUGGCUGAAUAUCUGCAGAUUUUAUACUGUUUGGAUGGAAAAGACUAAUGUUACAGCAACAGAAAUCUAGCUGGGUUUUCCAUUGCAAUCGAUUGGGAGACAGACACAUUUUUACUGAGCAAGUCAUGGUCAAAGAGUUCGUUUCUCAUAAUCCCAGAGGAAGAGUGGCUUAGCUCAAAACUUGCUGGAAUUUGGGCACCUCUGGUUAAAGUUGAUAGCCUCUGUUUGAAUAACUGUUGUCAUUUUACAGGUACUAGUUGUAUUUCCCACCCCACACAUCUGCCCUAGAAACCACACUGUCUUCACACAAAUGGCAGCCGGGAGGGUGGGGGGGCUCUCUCUGUGUGUAUAUGUAACCUCUUUUGAGUUCUGUUCUAGUUGCGGUCAUAUAAUCGACACACCUUGGUGGCCGACCCUUACGAAGAAGCCUGGAACCAGAUGUUGCUGAGGAGGCAGAAGGCUCGACAGCUGGAACAGAAGGUACCAUGGAUGGAAGGAAGGCUGUAAUGGUGGAGAGUUUGGGGUGGAGGUUCAAAGUGCGAGCUUCUCUUCAGUGGCUUCCAGAUACCAGUUGCUGGAAACCAAAAGAGGCGGAAAAUCCUGUUCUCAAGGGUUUCCCAGGGGCUUCUGUUUGGCCACUGUGAGAACAGAAUGCUGGACUAGAUCGGCCACUGAUCUGAUCCAGCAGGUUCUUCUUAAGUUCAUCUUGAAGAGAGGAAGAUAAGAGGGGAGACGUCAUUGGAGUAUCUGAGGUGAAGAGCCCUUUAAUUAAUGGCUGCUGUGUUUCUGAUUCCAGAUAAACAACUACCUGACGGUGCCGACACACAAAAUCGAUUCGCCCACCAUGUCAAGGGCACGCAUUGGCUCAGGUGAGGGGAGGAGGCUGUGGCAAUUUCUGGAAAUUAGAAAUCUGCAACCGGGGCAUGGUGGACCAUUUGGGAAGGAAGCUUCAAGGCACUGCUGCUGUGUUAGCAUUCAGUUACCCCACUAACUUCAUGCCCCACAAGUUUCGCUUUAAUGGCCCUGCUUGCAGGCUGUCCAUAGCACACGGUGAGAACAAGAUGCUGGACUAGAUGGGCGUGUGGCCUGAUCCAGUAUGACUGUUCUUAUGGUGCAACUCCAAUAGUCCUGGCCCAUCUGCAGGAACUCUGGUGUAUGUGUGUGUGUUUAAUGCAGGGUUGGAGAACCUGUGGAACUUCACAGGUUGCCAGAGUACACAUCUCAUUAUCCCAGACCAUUGGCCAUGCUGGCUUAGGCUGGUUGAAGUUGGAGCCUGACACCAACGGGAGGCCACAUGUUCCCCAUUCCAGGCUAAAUGCAUUUUGGAGCAAAGGGAGGCUGCUACCUUUGGGAACAAAGCAAUUUGUAUUUUGCAGAGAGAGGGAGAGAAACCUGAGGAUCUUGGAAUGCGGAAUUCUGCACUGAGCGUUGGAUUCUUUCCUUGUGAGAGGCUUGCAGGGCAGACACGGUCCCAGCAGCUGCUCGCCCACUUAGGGUGGAGCUGCAGCAAUAGCCUUCGCUACUGCUUUGGGUUCCAGAAAUUCCCAGGUUCAAUCCCUGGCAUCUCCAGGUGGAGCUAGGAAACACUCCUCCCGAAGAGCUGCUGCCUUUCAGAGCAGGCAGUAUUGAGUGAAAUAGACCAAUAUUCCGACAUGGUAUAAGGCAGCCUCCAAGGUUCCUGUGCCAUAGGGCUCCAAGGUGGCUGAAGAUCUUCCAAAAGAUGCAGAGUGGCACAUGCUGCCAGUAGGCAGGAGGAGCAGGGAAAGGGAUGCGCCGAGCGAUGGAGAGCAGAGAGAGCCAGCAGACUCUUUGAGGGUGAAGCAAAAAAUCUUCAGGGUCCCUAACCCCAGUUGGAUCUGGGUGAAUGUUUUCUCCUGAUCCCCAGCCUCCUUCUGCUAGACCAUCAGAUCAAAGGAGAACCUGCCCACCAGGUCUCCGCAAGAGGUACCUAACGGAUCUCUGCGAAGGAUUGAUCUCCUCUCUUGUGCCUUUCUUCUUUCUUUAUCAGACCCCUGCCUAUAAAUAGGACUGGUGCUUCUCCUCCUCAGCAGGUAACGGAACCAAACCCAGCUAUCCCUGCUGUGAUCUAUACAAGCCUGUCCCCCCCCCCCGAAACCAAGAAUGAAACCCAGCAGUUUCCUCUACUUGGUUGGACCCCCAUUCUUACCUCUCUGCCCCUGUCACCCAUCACUUCGUGGACACUGUGAAGUUGUUUGUCCUCCUGUAUUAGUCAUGUUCUGCAACCCCCUGGUGGUGUCCUGAGAGACUCAACAGUCUGCAUUUCAGACAACUGCCAGGUUUGCACAAAAAAUGAAUGUAAAUGCUCCAGGGGGCUACUGUGCUCAUGCCCUACUUCUUGGCUUCCCACAGACAUCUGGUUGGCUACUGUAAGUACCAAAUGCUGGACUAGAUGGUCCUUGGGGCUCAUCCAGCAGGACUCUACUUAUGUUCCAGCUUUACCCAUCCACAAAGUGGCGGUUGCAGCUCUUAAUUGACUUGCUCGCUGCUCCAGUCUUGGCUCUUAACUGGCUUCAUUUAGGAAUAGAGUGUAAAAUAUAGGGACAUUUUGUAGUCAUGUGGGGGCAUAUUUUUGACGGUGAAGAAAUACCUGAAAACUUUUUUUGGAGGGGGGAUUUAAAUACAUGCAAUACUUUCUUAUCAAACUUCAAUUAUUUUCCUACUUUAACAGGCUGAGAUGUGGCAUUUAUAACUUAGCAUGUAAUAUUUGGCAUAUUUAUUAAAUUUACAGAGCAAUCUUUUAUGUGUUAACCCAAAAGUAAGAUGCACUCUUUAGAGGUGCUUUCAUCCCAAGAAACCACAUACAGGGUUGCAGCCCCCAAAGUGUGCAUACUUUGAAUAUACAUGUCACAGUCAUUUGAAGGGAGAUAUGAAAAUGUGCCAGUCAAAAGGACAGCAGAUUUGGGAUACUUGCUUCUAGAAUAUCUAAGCUUAAAACAGGUCGCCGGAAGAAACCAAGCAGCAAUUCACAAGCAACGAAGGUGCUCCUAGAUGCAGAAAUUUAUCUAGGAUUUGAGUGUUGUAUAUGUUUAUAGUGUACAUAUGAAUUAUUGUUCUCUAAUGCUGUUGAUUAAGGGGACAUGAACAUAUUCAUACUACUCAUUUUAAGUGAGUAAAACCUUGUAUUAAAAAGUCUUUUUUUCCAAAGGACAAAAUAUUGAAUAGUUUUUUCAGUGUUCCUCCAAAUUUUCCUGGUACAUAGAAGGGUUAGAUAUUCAAUCAAAUAUACAGGGGAGAAAACUCCCUCAGAAUUACAUAGCCAAUCACAAUAAGUGCUACCUUAGCAAAGACCAUCCCACUCUGAUUGGAUGCUAAGCAACAGCUCCAGCCCCUCUUGGUUAGCUGGCUUCUUGGCGACAGAAUUAACCCUUAAGUUACAACAGAAUGAUCCCUGCUGUUGACCUCCAACGUGAUCUUUCCUUUCCCUCUCCAGACCCUCUAGCUUAUGACCCCAAGCCGGACUCCGAGAACCUCCCUAUCAUCACCAUCGACCCUGCGUCCCCGCAGUCUCCAGAAUCUGUUGACUUGGUGAACGAGGCGCUGAAGGGAAUGAGCCGCCUCCCACCAUCCCCAGAGGAAGACGAGGAUGAGCAGGGGCUGGUAAUGCGGGCCAAAGAACCUUCCUCUCCAGGCACAGAUGACGUCUUCACCCCUGGAACUGGCGACAGCCCCAGUAACCAGCGGAUAAUGCGAUGCUUGAGUGACCCUGGGCCUAGGCCCGAUCCUGACGAGGGGGAACCCUUCAUCCCCAAAGGCCAGUGAGCUCCUCCCCAUGCACUUCUAGACCUGACCAGUAGGGGGAGCUUCCUGCAAACACACACAUACCUUGGGCUUUUCUCAGUUGCUUUCUCCUCUUCCUCUCUCUCUCCCUCUCUCUCUCUCUCUCUCUUUGUGCUCUUCAUUUUGGAAGCUUUACUAGGAGGUGAGAAAUAAUAACCCAAAUGGAAUGCACAUCUUAUGCCAGCUUGGCUGUUUUGCUAAGGAAAGCGGCAGGCAUAGUGGGUGACCAAAAUCCCUUGUCCUGAAAAAUGCCAGAGCCCUGCUCAUCCCCUUUUCCGCAUUAAGAGGAGCAUCCCUUCCUCUGGGAUGGGUAGGGUGGCAUGCUUUGCCCCACUGCUAUCUUUCCCCUUAGCGCCAAGAGACUGCUUUCGUUUAGACACCUGAAGCCUCUUGUUCAUUUGCACUUUAGAGAGCCCUCUCUUUUCUCCUUCUUGCUUUGUUGCUGCUCUGAUUUUCCUUUCCAAACACACUGGAGAAGACGAGGAAGUGCAUCUUGUAUCAGGUAUAGCACAGUCUGGGGCGGGGUGGCGUGCUGUGUCACCCCAAGCCGGUCCCCGGCAUUCCUGUGGGCCAGUGGUGAAGCUGGAACUCUGUGGGAUUCGAGUAUGGCUUUAAAUCACCAGCUGCACUUCUCUUCAUUUUUUUCUGUAUAUUUUGCUUGUCGUCUUCUAGAGAUGGCAUUGGCAGUAGCUUCUCCGCUAAAGAGGGCUCUUGAAAGAAAACACUGAGCCAGGCGUGCUUUAAACCAGGCAUGAUUUUUAAAAUUUUAUUUUAGAGCACUGCUGGCUUGGAAGGAGCGUGGCAUUUUUCUGACACCAGUUUUCUGCACCAGGUGGUUGGUUGGGUUAACAAAGCAUUCCAAUCAUAUAGAGUUUGUGGAUUUCUUUUAAAAUCUCAUGAAGCCAUAAGAAAAUUAUUCUAGCCUUUUGGACGUUCUAAAUUUCAGAGUCACCUGGUUUCUUUUUGUUUCACAAGUCUGUUAAGUGUAACUAAGCUGUUUGCUCCUAGAACCUGAGCGGUAAGUGUGCUCCGACACCAGGGACUGAUCACAUGUCGUCACCUGUCUAAAAUUCUCCAGCAUACCUUCCCCUGUUUUCCUGGAGUUACCCACUUUCUCAUCUUAUAAUCCAAAUUACCUUUUAAAAACACACACACAAAGAGCAUUUUGUUGACCAAAGAUGAAUACAUGGCUGUACAUAUAUAAUUGCUGGUUUAUUUUAACCUUAAAAAAACAACGGCACAGGGUAUUUGUUUCUUUAAAAGGCGUCAAAUUAUUCUACAAAGGGCACUUAGGGUGCCUGCGCAGAGGGCUGUUCCACUUGUCCUUUGCCAACCUGGUGCCUUGCAGAUGCUUUGGGUAUGCAGUUUCCCAUCAGCCACAACCAAUGCAGGCUGGAGCUGAUGGGAAUUAUAGUCCAAAAUGUCUGGAAGAUAUCAGAUUGGCUGCUUCUGUGAAAAGCUUUAAUAGCCUUUUUUUUCUGCCUAUAAACUUGAGAGCAUGAACUCUAAUAGGUAGCUGGGUUUGGGCGUUAGCUUUUAGCAAUAUCAGCUGCAGAGGAGCCAGCUGCUUCUCCUUUCAGAGAGAACUAUCUCAACAGGGGCAUCCUUUAACUGGUUUAUGACCCAUCGCCCUCUGACGAGCUCCUAUCAGUUCUGUUUUCCCUCACCUGCUUGCUAGACUCUGCUCUCCCUCCGGCCUUCACUCUGCAGUGGGCAUCCUCCUCCGAUAGAUGGUGCUAGGCCAGUUGUUCCCAACUUGGUGCCCUCCAUAUGUUUUGGACUACAGCUUUUAUCACUCCUGACCAUUGGCCAUGCUGGCUGGGGCCGAUGGGAGUUGGAGUCCGCCAUUUUGGAGGGCACCCACAUUGGCUACCCCAGAGCUGCUCCCAGUGCCUCUUUCAGUUACCUUACUUCUGGUUUCCAAAAAUCUAGCCCCUCAUUAUCCUAGCCUAUAAAACUCAUGUCUCCAUCCCUGACCACCAAAUUAUGUAUUAUGGUGGAGCGCCACAACUAUUCUACAACCGGGAAUAAAUCCAACCUUGCAAAUAAUAGCAAGGCUUUCGUGUCUGGAAGUUCCAGGAAAUCCCCUCCAUCCCCCUGAUGGGGGUUCACGAAGACAAAGUGUUGCCUACAGAGCAAGCAAAUCACAUGGCUGAUAAACAUUAGGAAGAACUUCCUGACAGUAAGAGCUGUUUGACAGUGGAAUUUGCUGCCAAGGAGUGUGGUGGAGUCUCCUUCUUUGGAGGUCUUUAAGCAGAGGCUUGACAACCAUAUGUCAGGAGUGCUCUGAUGGUGUUUCCUGCUUGGCAGGGGGUUGGACUCGAUGGCCCUUGUGGUCUCUUCCAACUCUAUGAUUCUAUGAUUCUACGGUGCCUCUUCAAAGCGGCAGGUGGAGGAAGGGGCAUGAUUGAAUCUUCUCACAUGUGAAGGAGAGGGGGGGGAAAUCUGAAUGCGGGUUAUAAUUUUUGCUCUGAGAUGGUUGUUUCCAAUAUGCUGGGUAUUUAUAGAUAGGUGGGUAUAUGGGAGUCUUUCAGCUGCACCCCUGCCCUGCAUUCUCAAAUGAUGAGCUUCAUCAAAGAGUGGUCUGCUCACUUUGUAGAGUUGGCCCUUAGCCAAAGAUGGCUUUCCUGUGAAGGCAUUGCAGGGAUUCCCCAUUGCUUACUAUAAUGAGUAUGGGGUUGCUCGUGCGUAAGUUGCCGCCUCUCCUGGCUAUGUUGCCUUGUUAAACCUUUCUGUCUGGACAGCCCUUCAAUUCGUGGCUGCCUCAGUCGCUAGCAGAAUCCGUCAGUGGGCGUUUCUUAAACCUCUUCCAACAUAAAAGUUGUUUGACGCCCAGUCUCCUCCUACUCUCCCUGCGUGGAAGUCUUCUGCGCAGGGAAGGCGUGGGUAGCGGAGGACCCGUGCUCUCCCCGCUGGUGUCCAGUGAAGAGUCCUGGAGCCCUCUCGCCGAUUCCCCAUUCUGCCCCCCUUUAUCCCUGGUGUAACGUUGAUUUGCUUCCCCCUCUGCUGAACUGCCUCUCUCCCUGCUUGGCCCUUCUCCAGCAUCAUUUGAGAGCCUUCCCUCCGCCUCAGGCUCCGAUGUCAGUUCCCUGACACUUACCCCCAAAGAAAAAGAAAGGAAUUCAGAAAGGGGCAUAGAACUGUCUUGCUCAGUGAGGUUGCUUUCCACUCUAUACCAGGGGGUUUGGGACACUAUGGCCCUCCACAGGUUGCUUGACUACAGCUCCCAUCAACAUCUGCCAACAUGCCCAACAGCCUGGGAUGAUGGGAAUUGUAGUCUAAUAUCUGGAGGACAAGAGGGCAGCCUUUCUGGCUCCCUCCAGAUAGUUGUGUCUUCGUCUCCCACAGGGCUUGUGGGAUGUCUGGAGGGCACCAGGUUUGGGGGGUGGGGGCAAUCCUGUGUGUUAGGUUCCUCCCUCACUGAAGUGAUCUAUAUCUGCCCAGUCUGAACUGAUUGUGUUUUAUCCCCCCCCCUUUUCUGAGGAUGGGUGUGUUGGUGAUAAGACUAAGGUAGAGCGUAGAAUGAGUUUCUGCACUUUAGACACCAGUUCUGGAUAUUGCAAUUCUGUUAUCGAAGCUUCUUUCAAGAAGUGUGCCCUCUACAGAGCCAUGCUGGUGCCUGCUGUUCCCCCCCUUCCAGUAGUUCUUAGUUCCUCACCCCCAUCCCACCCCAUCCUGAAGGGGGCAUUUUAAUUUUCUGCCCCCUGUGCUGUGCCUUUUUAGCCAUACAGUGUCUGCCUGCGCAAAAAUAAAAUAAAAAUGGUGUUGUGAUUUGCCGCUCGCUCUGUCUGGUGCAUCCUGGCUCCAGCCAGGACGGCUAGACUAGGCCUGUUAAUAGCUCUCUGUGCAAACCUGUCCAUCUUUUCUCCCACCCAAAUAGCAACACCCUCUCCUUCCUCCAGCAUGCUCCCCCCACAACAAACACACAAGAGGGGAAGAGCUGCAAGCGGCACAGGUAAGAGGGGGAAGAGCGGCAGAAGGGGGCUCAUCCGUCUCGCCCCCACUCCCACCACACGGCUCUGUGUACUCUCGACCUAACCUGGGCCUUGCCAUAGCGCUCUGCUUCAGGCUGAGCAGAGAUCAGUAGACCGCAGUAGCCUGUAUGUGCUUUCAUGUACAAAUGUUCUCUCUCCAGCAGGAGCUGAUAAAGCAAUGAAAAAAUCAACUAUUGUAUAAAAAAAAAGUGUAAAGAGAGUCUUUUUACAUAAAUAUUCUAAUAAAUGAAUGUUUUAAUUUUUAGUGGCCUG